AUGCCUGCAAAUGGGAACCAUGUAGAUCAGGUGAGUGAUGUGGGAAUUGACCAUGUGACUGUUACAAUGUGAUGGGUUCCUAAUUAUAGAAAGUGUUGAUAACACACAGGACUGGGCAACACAGAAACAAUUCCCGCAUCACAGGGGUAAUAUGUAAAUGGGACUAAGUCCCUUUCCUCUGAACUUAAUGAGACUUAGUUCGAACUAGAUAAAUGGGAUACUGAAUCUGAAGCUCCAUUUUUAGAUUUGCUAUGUGGAAAUAAACUCCCAUGAAAUUAUCCACAUAGUGUGUUAUGGGUAGGUUGUCAGAAUUUCCUCCUAUCAAAAAAGGGGUAGGUUUUUCCCCACUUUUCAUCUCUUUGUAGAACAACUUUUAUUCCUUUGCUAGGAAACGCUGCUUUACAUUGUCCUGUGAAACUGCAAUAACUUGCAAUUUUUAUUCUUGACCUAAAAAAGGAAUUUAAUAUUUUACACUGUAUUGGAAAUCUUUUUAUACUUGAACAAUUUCGUACAAGGGAAGACAGGAUAGCAUUUUUAUGGACUUUAUCCAAUGUCACUGGAUUUAUUUUAAGUAUUUUGAGUACUAGCCAGUGUUAUAUAAGGUAGAUAACAUGACUCUCAUGUGCAUGUUAUUUAUUAUGUAUAUUGCUUUAUAAUGUUUCAAAUCUUCUAAUCUAUACACUUGUAUUAAAAAAAAUAAAAAUAUUGUUGAAUCCAACCUAUUUAGUCUUGCCAAAAAAAAAAAAAAAAGUUUCUUUCCAUAUCAAGAUGCCUCUAUGUGUUUUCUAAAGUUCCUCAGUUGUGAGAAGAGCAAGUUCAGUGAUUUCAAAGAUGCACAUCAAAAGACAACUGAAGCAUUGCCUGGCUUGUUCAGUAUUGUACAAUACUGCGAAUCUUAAGCUUUAAGGCUCAAGCGAGUACUGCUUCAUACAAUACAUAAUUAACUUGUGGAAUUUAUUAUACAGUACAAAAUGUGACAGUUGCACCACACGCUAAAGGUAAAGGACCCCUGACAGUUAAGUCCAAUCGCGAACGACUCUGGGGUUGCAGCGCUCAUCUCACUCUAUAGGCCGAGGGAGCCGAUGUUCGUCCGCAGACAGGUUUUCCAGGUCACGUAGCCAGCACGACUAAGCCGCUUCUGGUGAAACCAGAGCAGCACACGGGAAUACUGUUUACCUUCCCACCGGACCGGUACCUAUUUAUCUACUUGCACUUCGUGCUUUCGAGCUGCUAGGUUGGCAGGAGCAGGGACCGAACAACGGGAGCUCACCCCGUCGCCGGGAUUUGAACCGCCAAUCUUCUGAUCGGCAAGCCUUAGGCUCAGUGGUUUACACCACAGCACCACCUGCGUCCCACUGCACCACACGGUAGCAGGCUCUAAAUACUAUGAUACUUUCUGGCUUAGUAGCAGAUGCCCAUUAUAAUUGACAAAGUAAUCCUAAUAGGGAUGGCAGUGGCAGGGAGUGAGGUGGUAGAUUGCCCACCCCUUCCAAAGUCAUACUACUGACACCAGGCAGGGCAGGAAGUUCUGAUUUUCUUAACAGCAACACACAAUUUGGUUUCUUGGGGAGCCAGAAUUGAGGGCUCUGGCUCCAAAGCCACUUUCAUCCAGGCCCUGAAUGCCCCAUUCUGGGUCCUACUGGCAAUGGAGGGGAAAACACUGAACUCUCUCCCUGCUCCCUUCAUUAUUGUAUUAUUGAACCAUCAGCUCCAUAUAGGCAAAAGAAGCUCAAGGUUUUCAGAAGAUAAUGGGGAGAUAUUUUUUUAAAAUGCUACUAUGGUAUAUUUAAGCAAAUAAAAUAAGGUUGGGAGACUGGAAUAUCAAUGAUGCAACUUCAUCCGGGGGGGGGCAGGAAGGGGGACCACUACAAAACACCAGAAGCAACAUUUAUUGAACAACUUCCGUUGGCAGAAAGUUAAAAGAACUAUGGGAAUAGUAUACUGUUCUGAGGGAGUGGUGUUUCUAGGAAUCUUAUAGUAAAUAGUUUUUCUGUGCCAACAUCUGGGCCUGUUUCAAAGCGUGCCCCCCCCAUCAGAUAUUUAAAUCCAUUUUAUUUCUUACUUUAAACAGACAUUCGCUGCAAUGCUUCAAGUAAUUUACCAUUGCUUACCGCACUAAGCCCUCUUGAUUAAUAAAGAAGUUAAUGUGGUAUGCUCUUCGGAAACAAAUUUAUAUUUCAUAACUUCUAAGUCCCUAAUAUAAAAGUAUUUUGAAUUCAGCAAGGAACGUAGCUGUUCAGGUGUGCCAACUUGAAUAAAAUAAUGUGGGGGGCCAGGUAAGACCCACCCCACAUAAUCAAUCACAAGUUGUGGCAUGCACACACCAUUUGAUUAUUUAUCAUUUUCAAUGCAAAAUUACAACAAAAAUUGCAAACAUAAAAUCCAAAAAAAGGGGGGGAAACAACUACAAAGAAAACCAUGCCAUCAUAGUAAUCUUUAUGUACAUACACAUACUGACUUCCAUUUGAAUGGCAAUACCCAUCAACUUGGGGGGACCUCCGCCCCCUCAAAUAUUUUAUGAGUGGGGGACAAAGGGAACUCGGCCCCUAGGAACUGGCGCCUAUGUAUGUAUUGAACAUGUUAACCUGUACCAACUAGCAUGUUUUAAACAUCACACUUACUGCCCCAACGUGUUUAAAGGCUGCUCAUUUCCCUUGAUCUCUGAAUGUCUUAGGCAGGGCACGAUCCAGUUGUUCUUUUGCAUCCUCAACACCCUCUCCUAGUGGCCUCAAGCCCCUAUCCCUGUAUGUAGCCUUUUCACAAAUUAAAAGCAGUGUUUGUAGGACAGCUGUGUGCAUUUAACAGCACAUUUAAGGGACUCGCUGGGUCAAGCCUGCAAUAUCCCCCAACACUUCAGGUUUUAUACUCUCUACUCAACCUUUGCCAGUAGCUUCAUGUGGGGAAAUGUGUUCAUAAUCCUGUUACUAAAACUGAAAAAGAGAGAGGUAGACUUGCUUUUUGGAUUAAGGAUAACUUGCAGCUCUGCAUAACUAUCAAGUGCUAUCAAUAAUCCAUGACGACAUGUAGAACUCUAUUAAUAAGAAAUGCUGUUAUGUGGAAAAGGCGAAGCUGGUGUGGUGUCCUAGUUCCAAAGGAACUGAAUACUCACUGUGACACAGCAUCUUAUACCUUCCCAUAUUAGAUCAUCCAAUAUAUUUGACACAGAGGCAUGGUCAUACUAGUCAAAUUCUGGAAGGUAGUCUAAACAGACAUGAGCAAUACAUUCCCCAAGAUAUAAAAUAUAAGUAACCACUUUUUUAAAACCGUUCAUAACAUUUCGAGGAUGAAUCAGGACACAGGAAGUUCUAGGGAAGCAGUGAUGCACAAAAAUAAUACAAUUUAAAGUAUAAUUCUGGUUCUAUUUCCAGAAUGCUAGAAUGAAAAUUGCCUAUUAUAACCAUGGAAGGAAAAAGAGUACAGACAUGCAUAACAAUCAGAAGAGUGCGAUUUCAUAUGAGAAAAGGCUAAAAAAGAUUAUGAUUCAGUGCUACAUUGUGCUGGACAGGUAAGAUGUGCAUUAGUUUUACAUCAAAUUGAUAAAAAUUUGCAACAAGUUCAAUUAGAGGAACAUAGUAGAAAAAUCCAAUAUACUUUCAGUUAUUACAGCAAUAGGGGUUCUAUUUUCAUGGAUUAUAUAUUGCAUAGCAAUUUACAUUUUAAAAUACUUUGAGCUCAUGGCACAUGUCCUUACCAUUCAGUUUGCAAUGAGAAAUAUAUCUAUAUAGCUCAUCUCUUAUGAACCUGAUGGACUAUCCACUAUCCAGUUCAAAUCUAUGUUCUCCUAAUAGCUGGCUUUAUUCUGUGAAAAGAGUAGAAUACUCACACAAGUUGGUCAUUUUCAAAACUGAUGACACUUAAAAGGAAACAUCUUAAAUCAACCUGUAGCUGAUGUCUUGUAUGACCGCUCACUUUCAUAUUAUUGUAUGCAUUAAAAGCAUAUUUCCAGAAUACACUGAUAAAAUAAUCUGUUUUUAAUCUGUAUAUAAUCAUUAAAAGGCAUGGCACACACAGCAAAAAUUGUACUCAUCAUUACAUAGAAACAGUCUGUGCAUACAUUACAAUUUGUGGUGGUAGAGGGUAAGUUGUGUUCUGUGAAAUAUUAAACCACCCUUUAGCCAGUGGGCUGUAUCCAAUGGUGCCCUUUGCACUGACAUGUUAUAGGUGGUGGUGGGGAAUCAGUCUAGAACAGGCAUAGGCAAACUUGGCCCUCCAGAUGUUUUGGGACUACGACUCCUGUCAUCCCUAGCUAACAGGACAAGUGGUCAGGGAUGAUGGGAGUUGUAGUCCCAAAACAUCUGGAGGGCCGAGUUUGCCUAUGCCUGGUCUAGAACAUAUCCAUGGGUCCCUUCUAGGCCAGCGAUUUUAUAUCAAGGAGGCUUAGAAACUAGAAGAGGCCGCUGAACUGGUCAGACUAGUUUUUUUGUAAUAAAAUGGCCUUAGCUAGCUAUGGAGACAAGUGGGUGGGCUUUUUCCCACUUCACCAGUCUGAAUGCCACCUCAUCCUCCGCAACUGCACCAGGCAUUCUUAGCCUGUUUCUUAAUCAGGGCCAGAUUACCAUUCUCCAUUGGAAAAACCAACAACAACCUUGAAGUGCAGGGCCAAGUACAAAUAUUUAAGAACUUCUGAUGUAGAGGAAAGGGUGACAUUUUCCCCAGACCACAGCUCUUGGCACUGGAGCUCUCAGUUUCCCUUCUGUAACUCCAUGUGUCACUUCAAGUGCAUGAAGUGCAGCUAUCUCCUCAAACAAAACGAGAAGUCAAAGGUUUGACCAACCCUUUGUUUUUUACUCCACUCCAGCCUACCAAGUGCAGUAGCGAAACAAGAAGUCUACACAUGUCCUGUGCUGCUCAGUAUUUUUUGAGGGGAUCAGCUAAGUACAAUCCUCAUAGAGAAAAUUCAUUGUGUAUCCGACAAAAGGUACAAAAGAGCCCAUAUCUGAAUGAACCUAAAGCCUCAAAUGCAGAGUUUUUGUUGACAACAGACAAUUUGCUGACAGCUAACACCUCAUAUAAUGCCCUAUUAUUCCUACGCAGCCUGUAUGAGGUUCAGAGCCUGUGCUUCCAUAGCCAAUUCAACAUUUGGAGCUUUGAUACACAGCUUCAAAAUAAAUAAAUAAAUAAAUUUAAAACCUGCAAUUUCUCACUGGAAAGCAUGCCAUAUUGGGUUGCUCUGGACUGGAUUAAAGAAAGUGGUCCCCCUAAACCCUGCUUUCUGAUCUAGCAGUAUUAAUUCACAUAGAAAAUAGGAUCACAGAACCCUCACUUUUGCCCAGUCUGGGUCCUCCUGCAUUAGCUGUAGAAUCUUUUCUGUUCAAGGGUGUUCUGAUUCUUGCACAGGGGGGAACCACAGCUUUCAUUGAGGAUAGUAGUCCUAAAAUGCAGGGGAUUUAAAAAGAGCUCAGUGCAGGGAGCAAACCGGGAUUUUUCCUGGUGGGAAAUACCUGGACACUUUGGGCACUUUGCUCAGCUGAUAGUAAUGCCUUCAUCAGUAGAAUGGGGAGGGAAGCAUUUUGUUGUGAUCCCACCCCCCUCACCCUGCAUCUACUCUAGAUCUGCUAGAGAGUUGGGGGAUCCUCUAGGACAGAUUGAGGGGAACAUGGUGGUGGGCGGCUACAGAAGAGAGGAAAAUAACUGGAACUUGCUUCUCUCCUUGCUCUGCUGACAGAAACCUUACUAUCUGCUGAACAACACUGUGAUACAAACCUUUCUGUGCUGCCAGGGCCUCUGUUUAACUGCAGUUUCCAGCUUUCUCAGCACAAUAGUUAAUCCAGCUGUAAUGCCAAUAAAAUGAUGCACAGAAAGGGAAGGCAACCAACCCCCUUUCCACCCUCUGUAGAGGCAGUGAAAGUAAGAUUGAGUGUUGCUGAGUGGAAAGCUCUCCCUUUCCUUGAUAAAUCACUAGGGGGUGAAAGGAAGCCUUGAACUCCCUUUUAGUAUAUAAAUAUUAACUAUAGUUAAUCUUCAUUAUUAAAGUGUUAUACUGGCAUCCCACCAAGGGAUUGUGAGGGAAUAUUGUAUAUAACCCAUAUUUCAUUUUUAAAAAUCACAAUGUACUUAUAGGAAUAUAAGUAGGUGUGUUGAAUUGUGGCUGCAUCUUCAGGAUGUUCUUUAUCUUGCUGCUAUUACAUGUCUUGCAAACUGUAAUUUUUGAUGGUGUUUUUAGGGCAUUUAUCUUUACCACAGUACUGAAAGGAACAUCUUAAGCUAUGUUCCCCAGGCCAUCACUUCAUUUAAGGGGCCAGCUACACUGUUUCCUGUAGAAAUCAGACCUGGGCUCCUGAGCCUUGCUGGAUUAGGCCAAAGGCCCAUCAGUCCACUAUUCCGUUCUCACCACAUUCUGUUCUCACUGAUGCCUAUGAGGAGCCCACAAGCAGGAGACAGGCACAAAUGAUUAUCUCGCAAAAGGCCAGUCCUUUUCUUUAGCCAAGCUGGUACACUGGUCUCUGGUGGUGCCCUCCCAGCCCCCUGAACUUCCUUGCUUCAUUGUCUGCCCAGCCCUGCUUCCAUCACUGCCCACCAGCUGCUCCGACUCACCCAGCAAGGCUGUCCAUCACUCCCUCCACCUCCUGUCUGCCUCAUUUUAGGAAGGGCCAAGGGCAUACUUUCUCAGAGCAGGGCAUCCUGGAUAAUGUGGCUGGAAGUAUGCCUGUGUUGCAGUCAUGGUUUGCUGCAGCCGCUAUAAAUUUAGGGGAAUGGCUUAGGUUAUCAAAUAAUCUUUACUAUUUGCUAAAUUUAAGCAGUGUUUCUUACUGCUGAAGUAAACCAUCCUGCCCAGGAUUUUCCGCUCUGAGGAAGGACCAUCUUGGCUUUUUAAAGAGAAUGACAGGCAGGAAGGAGGUCACAGAGAGCCAGUGGCAUAUUGUGGGUUGCCAGUGCCCAGGGCAAGGCAGGUAUCCUUGGCACCACCCGCUGAUAGGCUGGAAUGAAGGGGUAGUAGCUUGGUGACCUACCUGAGUGCCAGCUGUAGUGCCCAAUGAGCGUUGAGCAUGCUAGAGAGUGAGAAGGGGGAUUGGUCGGGAGUGGGUGUAUUUCUAAAGUCCAUGUAGAGGGUGCCCUAGCAACCAGCUGUUACCCAAAUCCCUUCCUCAGUCUGCCCAUUCAAACACUGGGAGAUAUUCUGUGUGAUAGGGAGGGUGCACUAUUUAUUAUUUAUUAUUACUACAUUCUAUUUUUUUCCUUUGAAAUUUUGUGCCCCUAAUAAUUUUGCACCCUGGACAACUGUCCCUGUGGCCCCACCCAUGCUACACCACUGUAGAGAGAUCGCAUUCUUACACUGGUUUUGUAUGUUAAGCAAGGCUGAACAUUUAGUUUAUUAAUUGGUUAGAUUAAUUUAUUGAAAACCCCCUAUCAUCAACUAAAAAUGUGUCCUCAGGUAAUCAGGAAGAAGGUAUAACAAAAUAAAACCACACAUAAAUGAGAAAUCAAAGAGCGGUAGCUUUUUGUUUGUUGCUAUUUAAGAUUAGUCACUCUCUCUGUAGGCGAUAGCUAUUUAUGGGUAGAUGGUGACCUGGCUACAAGCCCACACUGGGAAGGAAUGUUUCAUUUUAUUCAAUGGCAAGCUGUUGGCAAGCCAAUGACAGUUCCAGCAGGCUUCUGAAUAAGUCCAAUAUUUAGAUCAGGUGGUGGUGGUGCAAAGUAUUGGGUUAAAAAUGAUAUUAGAUUGUUAGGGUUCUGGGUUAUUGGGUGAGAAAGAUAACAUCUAAUUAUAGCUAUGAAUUUAGCAUUAUUAUUAUUUUCUCAAAAAAGAAACACAUCAGGACAUAAAAACCUUCAUCUGGGGGUCAGUGCAUAUUAAGCCACAUUUAUUCUUGAUGAGGAGGCUAGGACACUAUUAUUAAUGGCAGUACUAAGAGUUGCAUUUAUCACUGCUGUGAGCAUAAUCCUUCCAAAGAUAUGCCUCUUAAUUAAUUACGGUAGGUGAGUUGGUUACAUAUUUUCAACUGAAACCAAUGAGACUUUCAGUUGCUUAGGUUUGGCUUGUGCAGAAGGUCACUUACGCAGAGGGGCUUUCACAACCAACCCCUACUGCACCCCUUGUGCCUGAGGUGCCACAUCCUUAAGACUGCAGUUCUGUGCACUCUAGUAGGUGCUGUUUGGAGUGUUUCUGAGGAGUAAUAAUAAUAAUAAUAAUAAUAACGACAACAAUAAAUACUUAUUGUGUUGUAUUUAUGUUAUAUUUAUUAAGAACCAGAUAUAAAGAAAUGCAAUAAUAAAAGGUGCACCUUCAGAGUAAUGUGUAUAUUAUGCUAAAGAUAAAUUAGUUUUCUCUUUUUCUAUUAUUAAACAUGUUAGUUCCUCCAAUAUACCUCCUUCUAUUGAUAAGCGAUUCUUUUUCUGAACUACCAAAUGCCAAUACUUUAAUGUUUAUACAUUUGCUCAGAAUUUCACACAAACUGGUAUAGCACAUAUUUUACAGGAGACUUACAGAAUUUAAUAUCUGCAUUUAUUUGAUUUACUGUAAAUGGUUGUUUAUUUCUGGAUCAUUCUUAAUAGGUUUUAUUGGUUUUGCUGGUUUUGUAACUGGAUUUGUAAUGGCUUUUAGUCAAAUACAAUAAAUAAAUAAAUGAUUAAUUGAUUGAUAUUUAUAAAUACCCAAGCUGUACACAAGUAGACAUACCGGUAUGUCUUUAAAAUGUCAACACAGUCAAAAUCUGCUUCUCAGAUCUCCAGGAGACAGUCAGCACCCAAAGAUGCUGUUAGCUUUUCCAGAGCUCAAAACACAGCAUUUUAACUCUAACUUCAGUCAGUGCUUACAUAAUCUCCACCAAGAGUAUGUGUGAGAGAAAGACAUGCUUUUCCUUUCCAGAAUAGUUCCUGGCUACUUUUUAGUUAUCUCCUAUCCAAGUGGUUUGACCACUUUAGUAGACUCUUUCCCAGACUCCAACCUUAUGAUAAUAAAAUCACUGAGUUGGAAGGGACCCUGAAGGUCAUUUAGUACAACCUCCAUCAGUACUAUUAAGGUAUCAAGAAAACAAUAUAAAUUUUAAAUAAGACAAAUAGGUCAUAAUGACCAGAUGGAUUAUUGGCAGAUUUACAUCAAACCUUUGAAUAAAUAGUUAUGCCUGUUUUGCUUAAUUAUAUCAGGCAGACUGGUAAGAUGCUUAGCACCUGAAACAAAGUAAAUAUAGUAUUGAUACCAAAACCUGAUGAAAUUCUAGAAUGAUCAGAAUCUUAAAGACCAAUAUCAUUGAUAAUGACAUAUUAUAAUGCUCUAAACUCUCUUUUGACAGCUAGAUCAAGGAGUAUUUUUUAAAAAUUAUGCUAGUACAGAAGACAAAAAUGGAUUAAUAAAGAGAAUAAACCACAGACUAAUGUCGUACAAAGUAUAAACUCUAAUAAGAAGCUCAUCGUACUGUACUUUUAGAUGCUGAAAAGGCUUCUGACAGGGUAGAAUGGGGUUUCUUAAAGCAAGUGUUGGUGAAGAACAGUAAUUGGAUAAAUAUAUACAGUGGAACGUGAUCUGUGCGGGAGGCACAUUUGCAACCCACAGCGUUCGCAACCUGUAGCGCCACAUCUGCGCAUGUGCGGGUUUCUGCACAUGUGUGAGUGCCGAAACCCGGAAGUAACCCGUUCUGGUACUUCCGGGUUCGGCGCGGUGCGCAAUCUGAAAACACAUAACCUGAAGCAUCUGUAACCCGAGGUACCACUGUAUAUGACAAACUAACCACCAUAAUUGCAGCAAAUGGCUGUUUAACCAACUUCAAAGAGAGAUUCAUAAGGGAACACUUUAUUACCUUUAUUUUAAAAUUCAACUAUUUCUUGCUUCCACCACUAGCAGUGACAGCAGCCUUCAUUUACUGUGCUCUCCCUUCCAACAUGCAAAAUCAGGAGUUGAAAGGGGGAGUGCAGGAAAGGGCUUGCAAUUCUCCCACUUUCUUUGGAGGUGCAAAGGAAAGCCCUUUACAAUCCUCCUCCUUCUCCUGUGUGCCACUGAUGAUGGAGGGGGCAAUGGAGAAGGCAGGAUUACAAAUAGUAUUCAAAGCCUCCCUCAGCUUCUUUCUAUUUCCUAUGUCCCAGUGUGUACCUUUUAACAUGUACACAUUGGGAAACGUUUGCUUAAGUAAUGAGAUAAUAUCAGAUCCUCAGGCUUCGAACCUAACUCAUCCUCUUAAAGCACGCUUACUGGUGAAACAUGGAUUCUAACUUGUGUUAAUGAAUACAGAAAUGCAAGCUCAUUAUUAUUUUGGAUUAAUACAGCGUACACUGGUGGCAUAAGAUAGUAUGUGCACUAGCAUAAACUUGCUUCAGUUCUGUAUUCAGUGCUGUUAAACCAUUGUAUUUGGACUGAUGAUUCUAUCACUAGGACAUUCUGUGCUACAGCAUUCCGGAUUUAGAUGUCUGCUAUAACUAUCUCUCCCACAGUGGGUCUAGGCACUAUUAUUAUAGAGAGAUGCUACCUGUCGAAGGCUUUGUUUUAAAGGGAACAGAAAUCGUGUUCUACCUGAGCUAUAAAUACAUCAUGUUUCUUUAGGGAUGCUUGGCAUUUGUUGAAGGAUGGAAGCCAGCGUGAGUAAACCUCUUGAGAAAGAAUGCAGGAUAUCAAUGAUAAAAAAGAAACAAAAAUUGGGUCAAAGUAGACAUGACAAUAAUUGUGUGACUGUGAUUAAUCUGGAAUAAUUAUUUUGUUAUGUUUCCCCUAGGAUUUUGUCCUAUAGGCAGGUCUUACGUUUCCCCAAACCUGCCCAUGUGCCAUUGAUCUUAAAUUGUUUAAGAUACUGUACUUAAAAGGAUGGAAAGUACUGUAUUGAUUGACAGCUUAUUUUUCUAGUGUAAUGUUAAUAAACUGACAGCCAAGCAUGUCUACUCAGAGGCCCCACUGUGCUCAACUGGACUUACUCCCAAGUAAGCAGGUGUAGGAUUGCAGCCUCGCGCGCUGCUUCUCUUGCAUUAUCCCUGUUCCUUCUCUUCACUUUCCUCAAAAUGUGAAAUCCUUGCGUCUAACAGAAAAAAUAUAUCUACUGGCAGCGCUGAGCAAAGCUGAGCAUAUGGGAGCUCAGCCAAAGUAACAGGGGAGCGCGGGUACAAAAGGCGAGGCAAAACGGCAGUGUGUGUGUGGGUGCCACUGACUCUGCCCAAGCUUAGGCUUCCUGGUAAUUAUGCAAUGAUACCUUUUAAUUCUAAAGGAUACCCCGAAUCUGGUAACAAAACACCGCACCCGAGCAUCAGGGCCGUCUCUGGUUGCAGAAUCGUCGGCGAUGGAAACAUGCCCUUGUGAUGCAUCCAUUGCAUUGGAGAGAUACGCGUUUGGUCCUGACUCGGGAGGGACAGAGGGAGCACGAAACUAAGGAAUGGGGGUUCCAGAUUCGACGGGGAGCCAUAGGCGCGUGGGCAAACUUUGCCUUGGCCCCCUUUCCCCUGAGAAUCGCACUCCCCUCUCCUCGCAACCGGCCCCUCCCUAGCCUCGGUUUCCCCACCGGCGCCUGUUCCUAAGCGCUAUGUGACAGCCGCCUCCCCCCCCCCCGUCCCCAUUCCUUUCACACACAUCGGGCUGCGUGAGCGGAGAGCUGAUAUUGCUGAGAGGCACCUUUCUCUCUUCCCCACCUCCCACCCCUUUCGCUUUCUUUCUCCUUCUUCGCCAGCGCCUCUCUCUCUCUCUUUCUUUCUCUCUCUCUGUCUCUUUCGCCCUUUCCUUUCGGACUUGCCUAUAUUUGGCGCGCCCGGAAACCGCCCGCCGGGGCUGCAUCUCUCUCCCUCUCCCUCUCUCUUUCUCUUUCCCGCCCUCCCCCUCCUGCGCGGCUUUUGUGAGUGACACCAGCUCACAUCGAGGAGGAGGAGGAGGAGGAGGAGGAGGAGGGGAAGGCAGGAAGAAAGAGCGCGCAGGGGGGCCGGCAGGAGCGCGAGUGAGCCGCCACGGAUUUUCCUCCGCGCGCAGAGCGAGAGGAGAACGAGAGGCUCAUCCGAACAGGUAAUUCCAGAGCAGCUGGCAAGGGGCGGGGAGGGGCGAAGCGAGCCAGGCGUCUGUUGGGAGGCGGGUUGCCCCCCUCUCCGUCGCAGGCAAGGGAUGGGCAGGGCAGAGGGGAGGGGAGCGGGGUUUUUGGGGGGAGGGAGGCGUGCAGGAGAUGCGGGGAAGGGGCUGGCUGGGCGUGAGAGAGACCCCCGCAGAGAGCGGCCUUGCCUGGUGGCUCUCGCCGCAGCCCCUCUGCUUGGGCGUGGGAGGCCAGAGGGGGCGGGAAUCGGGAGCGAGCUACUGAGGGGGAUUGAUUUGGCGCGCUCUCUCUCUCUCUCUCUCUCUCUCUCUCGUGUGUGUGUGUGUGUGUGUGUGUGUGUGUGUGUGUGGAAGGGCUAAUCUGGGUCACCGUCUCUCUCCCUCGUUUCCCUCCUCCCCCGCCCAUGGGGAGCCGUGGCCUGCAGCUUCGAGGGGCCCGGUCGACUCUAAGGGACCAACCUGGAGGUUUUGUCCCCCCCUCCAGGAUCGCAUCUAGGUGUGGGUGUGACUAGCGGCCGGCUCUUUAUUCAGGGCAAAACGCCACAGCUCUUAACUGUGUUGGCAAUGGGCACCUGGCAUGCCUCCCGGAGGGGGGGGCGGGGGGAGGAGGAUUGUUUCCCCAUCGUGGGCUUUGACCUGCGCUGGUUCUGCAGCUCUGGCCUUAGGGACGUGCCUGGUUUCUUGCGCGCUGCUGUGAUUUUGUUUCUAUAGCCACCCACAGCAGAGGGGAGAGAAAACGCGUGGGCUUCUGUUAGCCUUUGAGGCGUUGGGCUUCGCCUUUUGGACACCCGGGGUUGGUGCAGGGUGGCAACUGGCAGCGGAAUUGCUAGGUUUGUGACCGAUGCGUGCCUGCCUGCGUGUCUUAUUUCACGCCUUUUAAGGCAACCACCUGGCUGUUUGCAGUGCUUAGGUUUCUGUUAAGGGAUGCUCGUAAUGGUUCACUUUGCCUAAUUCUGUUUAGGGAACAACACUGGACUCUCAAUAAGCUGUGAAUCAUCUAGGGCACAGGGUGGCAAUGGGGCACUUGUGGGCGUGGCAGAUUCCCUGCAAGGUGUCAUCUUUCACUUCUCCCCUGCUGAAAGAAAACCUCUUUUAAUCACUGGAUGGCUGCCCCCCCCCAAGCCUGUGGGUGAUGAUUUGGGGAAGAUUACAGCUGGGUGUUUUAAGGAAAAUAUAUAUGAUUUUCUGUGGAGUGUCCAGAAUAAUCCCAAGAGUGCAAAUAUAGAUAAUUUUUUUAAUGUAAUUUUAUGAGCUGCAGGGAUUGUUUGCAGGAAUAGGAUAGUGAGUCAGGUUCAUUUGUUAGCAGAUUAGAUUCAGUUUUGGAGAAAGGAUUUCUGUAGUGACUUCUAUUAACAUGACAGUAUAUUACAGGAAAGCCUUUGUUAGAGGAAAAACAAAACACAGUUAUAAAUAAAGCUUUGUUUAAGUCACCACAAGAAAUAGCAGGAGUGCUAGGUGAUGUGAUUCAUUUUUCUAUUAAAUUACAAGAAUUUAUUUAUUGUACCUGCAUCCAUUUUUUUCUCCCUAAUAUAAAGCCAAUCAUCCACAUUGUGGAGAACACUGGAUUAAUUCAGCUCCUUAUAAAACUGCUUAAUAUCACAUAUAACCACAUGGACUUCGCUUGCAAACACGUUUUUUAAUCAAUAAAGGGAAACUAAAUUAAAUUGUACUUUUAAAUAUUUGCUUCAGAACUUUAAAGUAAAGAUUUAAUAGACUAGGGUAGUAUAUACUUUUGAAAUGUAUGUAAGUUUUUUCCCUAUAGAAGUAAACAAAAUAAAGUUAGUUCCAAUGUCCAUAGAAUGGUCAUCAGAGGACUUGUGGUUCAUUCACUCCUUCCUUGAGUGCUUCUCUAAAGGAUGUGUUGUCAAUGCUGGCACAUGAAUAAAAGAUGUUCUCUUAAUUAAAUAAAAAUGAAAAGGGGCUGUGCAUUAUUCACUACUGCACUAAGGCUAAUGCAUCACUGGCCUUGGGUGUCUAGCGUGGACCGUGGUUCUAGCAGCAGUGAAAGGAUAUACCUAAGGGACAACACCAUUCCAUAUAUAUUAUAUAUGGCCAAUUGGAGUAGUCUUAGUUGUUUGCUGGUUCAAAUCAAGCUUUUGUAAUAGAGCAUAACGGAAGAUUCAAAGCCCUGAAGGUGUGGUGCCAUUUGGAAAAUGUGAAUGAUAGGAGCGGAUUAGUUAAUAUAAGAACAUAAUAAUAGGCCAGCUGCAUCAGACCAAAGACAUUAUUAUUAUUAUUAUUGUUAUUAUUAUUAUUAUUUUAUUUAUACCAUGCCCACUCUGGGUGGCUUACAGCAUAUCUAAUCCUGUUCACACAGUGGCUAGCCAAGUGCCUCUGAGAAGCCCUCAAGGAGGUCCUGAGCUCAAAAGUACUUCUGUCAUGAUCCCCAGCAACUGAGGUGCAUGCCCUUGACACUUGACCAUUGCCAUCAUGACUAGUAGCCAUUGACAGCCUUGGCCUCUGUGAUUUUGUCUUAAUUCCCUUUUAAAGCUUUCCAGGCUUUUCCAUCACUACAUCUUGUGGUAGCAACUUCCACAGCUCACCUGUGCACUGAGUGAGGAAUCGCUUCCUUUUACCUGUCCAGAAUUCCCCAGCACUUACCUUCAUUGAAUGACCCUGCGUUCUAGUAUAAUGAGGGAGAGGGAAGGAAAUGGUCUGUUUUUACAUACGGUGCAUAAUUUUCUGUACUUCUGUCGUGUUCCCCCUUUCUCAUCUUUUCUUUCAUAAACUACAAAGUCUCAAGGUUUGUAACCUUAGCUCAUAGGGGAGUUGCAUCACUCUGGCGGCCUUUUUCUUCACCUUCUCCAUCUGCAACAGCCUUUCUGAAGUGCAAUGACCAGAACCGCCCACAGUAUUCUGAGUCUGGAUGCACCAUAGAUUGGUGCAAAGGUAUCAUUAGUUUGGAAUGGAUAAGAAGCUGAAGUGGGGAAGCCUUGACAUGAUGGCAGAAUUGACAAACACAGGCAAUGAGCAUUUGCUGUAGUUCGUUCGUGGGAAGGUUAGAUGACCAUAGGUCAAAGCAAGUGUUAUCUUUCACUUUCCAAGGCAUUUCACCCAUUGCAUUCCUUUUCUCAAAAAGUCUGAGGGAAAUGGGUUAUGUAAAACCUCCCAAUCAACUAAAAUAAUAAUAAUAAUAAUAAUAAUAAUAAUAAUAAUAAUACUUUUAUUAUUUAUAUCCCACCCAUCUGGCUGGGUUUCCCCAGCUACUCUGGGCGGCUCCCAGCAGAACACAAAAAUCAGAAUAAAACUACAAAUAUUAAAAACUUCCCUAAACAGGGCUGCCUUCAGAUGUCUUCUAAAAGUCAGAUAGUUGUUUAUUUCCUUGACAUCAGAUGGGAGGGCGUUCUACAGGGCGGGUGCUACUACUGAGAAGGCCCUCUGUCUGGUUCCCUGUAACCUCACUUCUCACAGUGAGGGAAGCGCCAGAAGGCCCUCGGCGCUGGACCUCAGUGUCCGGGCAGAACAAUGAGGGUGGAGAUGCUCCUUCAGGUAUACAGGACUGAGGUCAUUUAGGGCUUUAAAGGUCAGCACCAACACUUGGAAUUGUGCUUGGAAACAUACUAGGAGCCAGUAUAGGUCUUUAAGAACCAGUGUAAUAUAGUCUUGGUGAUUGAAUCCCUCCUGAAAAUACUGGCAGUCUGCAAGUGCCCACUAUGGCUUCCUUUGCUGCUCUUUGGAAUAUUCUUCAUUCUUUUGCAAUAGACUCUUGGAACAUAGGAUGCUUUGGUUCUCUUCCUGAAUGUACAGCUGACUCAGUUCAAGGCCAUUGGCAACUUGCUUAUCGUUUAUUUCCUUAUGUAUACAAUUAAUUAUACUGAGGUAAUUAUUUUGAGUGCCUCUUCUAUUGACACACAGUUUAAUUGAGAUCUGACUACUUUCCCCCCAACCUGAUUUGUCACUAUUGUUUACUUCAUGCUGAGCAAAAUGUAGCCAUCCCACUUUCCUUGUAAAUAGUAGUGAGUGUGGAGGUUGCUGGAUUUGAACAGGAUGUUUUAGUCUGUUUCUCUUCAAGGAGAAAGAUGCAGUUACCAUGAAAUGUACUCUGCCUCUUUACACUAGUUGUUCUGGGAUUCUGGAAUAACUUGUUGGAUUGUCCAGCAAUAUCGAAUGAACUGUGAAAUCUACAGGACUAGGGACAAGUAAUUGUGGUAGUCCUAGAAGUAAUGUAAGAUGUAUAUGUAGAAGAUAAAUAUCAUUAUUUGGUGGCAAAUUGUGUACCGUAUAUAUAGGAGAGGUGUCUCAAUGCUUGUAAGAAGCAGUUUUAAGCUGGAACAGGUGUUCUGCUGAUGUUUUUAGACAAAAGAUCAUUAGCCAGUUUUUCCAUAUAGGAUGACAAAUAAUUAUAAUAAUUAAUCAUUGCUGGAAUACUAUUCAAAAUCUUUUUAAAAAUUCUUAAUUGUCUUCAAUUCAAUUAGAUUUUCAAAUGGACAUUAGAUUUACCAGUCCUUCUUCUUUGAUCUGGUCACUUAAGUUUAGUAUCCAUGGUAUAACAUAUACAUGUAUAUGUUCCCAUUAUUAGAGUUCAGCAGGGCAAUUUGCUUGCUUCCAGUAAUUGGACUAGUGGCAUGUAAUUAAAUGGAUUACAAGCCUUUCAGAAUGCUUAAUUACAAGAAAAGGUUUGAGCUUAAUGCAUGGGAGGGAAAGGGUACUCUAAAUUCUGCAUGACCAUUGGUGGGGAAGAUACUUAAAAUGUUACACUUCGUUGGUUGCAAAGAGAAAAUAAAGCAGCAUUAUACAUCAGGUGCAUGGACUAGCAAAGUUGGUUGCCUUGGAAACUUUAAGUCAAUCAUUCUAACAGAGACUGACAAUCUGGUUGCUACAGUAUGAGAAGUUAUUAUUCCUAAGUGUAAAAAAGCAAGCACUUCCAUAUGAAUGCAUUUACAAGGGAUUGCUGUUCAAAAACAGAAGUGCCCAUCACCUGUGGCAAACCACGUGGUUUGCAGUGUGUGGGCGCGCUCAUGCAUGCAUGGGUGGAUGGAGAUUUCCAUUUAGUGGCUGUUCAUUCACAAAGACUAAUGGGACUAGCAAGAAAAUUAAAACAACUCCUGUCACUCUAAAACAGCGAUGACAGGGUUGGUUACCUUUAACAGACCUGGACUUCCUGUUUCCCUGCUAUUGUUGCUGAUGGGGCAUCCCUUGGAAGCACUGUUUCAGCGAGUCAGUACUGUAGAAAAAUUGUGCACUCUUGAAAAUAAGAGAGUUGGAAAAGAGUUUUUAAAAAUACAAUUGAUUUGAAUUUAAUUUGAUUCCUAAGAUAACUAUGCACUAUGGGCCACAGUGCCUCAACUCUCCCAUUUCUGGUUUAAAGAUUAAUCCAGCACCAUGAACAAAAAGGAGAAAAAAUAUGGGAGCAUCCUUCCUAAACAGAGAUGGAAGAGUAACCAUAGCCAGCAUGCAGCCAGGUCAGGGGCAGAAGUGCUGCUCCAUUUUCUGAGCAGAAGACCCUCUGGUGGGAUGGCAUAUAUUCCACUGGGGGUCCUUGGUACACUCAUGGAAAACACUCUGGGCAUAAAUAUCCUGGUGAAGGUGUUCUGCCAGUGGCAGAUCCUAAAAUGUGGCAUUUGGGGUGUGUGCACGUUGUGGGAGUCCAUGGAUCCAGAGGAUGCUGAGACUCUUCCUUCCCCCUACCCACACAACCCUUGAAACUACAUCAGCCCUAGAAAUGGCAUAACUCAUUUUCUUCCAUUGCAGUUAAUGGGUGGAGGGGUGGAAAGGAGUAAAGAAGAAGCAACUACCUUCCUCCCUGACUGCAGUUACUUGGCCAGGUUUUGGACGUGGCGGUUGCUCUGCUAUGGGUUCUCCCCACAUACACUCUCACAAUAGCAUUUCCCUGUUAAUGUGUUUAGGGUGGCAGCCUUAGGGCUUAAUUCUUGCUGUGCCACUUAUUCAGCUGAAAAGACUUAAGGGCUGUAUCCAACUAACCCAUUGCACUAGUGGAAGCCUGUACAAGGAUUCCUACUAUUGCAAUGGGACUCCCCCCCCCACUCCCCAAACCUGCUCUGGAGGAGGGAGGGGGGGAAUGUUAGGUAAGCAGAACUGAUUGCACUGGACUGAUGGAACAAUAUACUUAGUGCUAUGAUGACAUCUCAGUAUGAUUGUCUUAUUUUGUAAAAAAAAAAUUUUUAAAGUAAGAGUUCUAGUAUUGCAUAUUUGACGAUGCUUAGAGACUUACAUGUCUAGGUGGGAUGCUUCACUUAGUAGGCUAAAGUGUUCACCACCUUACAUUAAAAAUGUGAAAUGCGUGAAACUUGUGAAAUAAGUUACAGAGGUUAUAGUACUUGGUCAAGGCAGGAUAUUUGACUUGUUUCUAUGUUAUAUACGAGAAAUCAAAUGUUAACUGUUGAAAUCCUUUUUUAAAAAAAGCAACAACAGCCAAAUAUAUUUGUAACAUGAUAUAAAAAAAAACACAGAAGCCUUGAUGAUAGUACCUGUUAACUGUAUGAAGGAGAUACAGUUCUCUGAAAUUCACACAUGAAAUGAAACAACUAAUAUAAUUUGUGUCUUUGUUUAGCUUUUCCAGGAUGGCAGAAAUGGCUUUGAUUGAGAGGUUGGAGAAUGCUGUGGUUAGGCUUGAAUCUCUGCUAUCAGAUUCACACAGGCUUGCGGGGAUGGAAUGUGGAACUGUCAAUGGCGUCAAUGGAGGUAUGGUUCCGUCUUUCAAGAAGCCGUAUUCAUAAUUUUGAAUGUUAGGAACUGAACUACUAAAUGCCAUGUGCUGGUAGCAUUUGUUCUAAAAGAAGCUGGAUGAUUCCCAGCCGCCCCCACCCAGCUCUUAAAUUAGCAGUAAGGGAUAUUUUGUGGGCUCAGACAGAAAAUGGCCGAUGUCAGCUUUAAUUAUAAUUAUAAUUUAAUGGACCACGGAAAAGAUUUUUCUAUUAAAUGUGUUGUCGAUGGAUUGAAUUUAGCAGUGUCCCUUGUACUAACAGAAGGCUCUUUGAGUUAGCAGAGACAUCCAUCAGUGGAAUAGAAAGGCAGGCAAUUUUUGAUGGUAGCCUCUCCUCCAGUGGUCUCCAGGCAGCUCCAAAAUCAUCUUCAGGGGGGAACCCAUUGGAUCACCAUGGGGACUGUAGGACGGGAGAGGGAAUUGUGAAAACUGGCCUCCCCAGUCCAUUGACAGAAGUCUCCACUAGAUCAAAGAGUGUUCUGUCAGCAUGAGGUACACCAUUCGAUACAACCCAGUGUUUCAAGUGUCUAUUGAUCUUUCAGUGUUACUGUUUCGAUUGUUGUUUUUUUUAUAAUGAAUAACUGCUGAAUCAGAUAGAAAUUAGCAGAAGAGAUACUGGUUCUGUUUUCUAACUUCCUGAGAUUUGUUCUGUACAGUGUGUUCUGUAUGUGUUUAAUGUUGCAUACAAAUGUAAGCCUCAUUAUUAUUUACUUUUAUUUGUUUUGCUUAUUCUGACUUAUCACAGCAAUACAUUGGUUCAAAAGUUAUUAUAACUAUUUCCACAUGCAUUGAUAUGAUGCUGUAAGCCAUAUUUUAGUGCAAUUUUCACAGCAUUCAUUCAUUUGCCUUAUCAUAACAGUUUGUGAAUGCACAGAUGAAUGUAUCAAAAUGUCUUUGUUCACUUCUUAAAGGGGAGAUGCAAGAAAUAACCUGGAAGUAACCCUGGGCUUAGAGCCAGGCCUGAGAGCUUUAGCAUUUCCUAACACACCUCCUGCUCUGACUGUUACCCAUGCAGCUCCCCUGAAAUUGCACAAGUCACAGUCUCACUGCUGCAAUCCAGCACUCCUACCUCUCAAAGCCAAACUAGAUCUAUUAGCAUAUGUUUAUUUAACACACAGCCUUUAAAUAAUGCACUGGCAUCAUUACAUGCACAUAGCUGGAGGGGUUGAUCAUUACUAGAAUCACAGCAGGCAUGGAGUGGUAGAAUUUAACCUUUUCCUUCCCUGUUCCCAUCCUGAGGCAAAUCUCUUAUGAAGCCAGAAUUUGGUGGGUAGGGGAUUCUCCACUGGAACUGUGUUGUUUUUAACCCACCAGUACCACAAACUUGUGGAGGUUUGGGUAUCUUCAUAUUCUACCAGGCAUCUCUAAAUGUCAAGGAUCUGGCUUACCAAUCUUUCCCCAAAAUGUAUUAAAAUUCUACCUUAGUCCAAGUAUGUAAAUUCAAUAAUAAUAAUAAUAAUAAUAAUAAUAAUAAUAAAUUAGCUGUACAAAAGUACAUUUCUUCUUCAGUCACGCUACCCAAAAAAGGAAGAAGAGAUGGAAAUGAAAUUAUAACAAAAAUAAGGAGAUGACUGAGAUGAUAGGGAAACUGGAACCAGUGAAGAACAGAAUGCAAACAAGAAGAGGCAUGAAAAGUCAAAGAGGAAAAGGAGUUCUUCUCAGCAAGUAAAAGGAAAAACAGAAGAAAAGAAAGCAUAAGUCUACACAGUAUAGUGACUGUAGUAAUUUAGAGAAAUUUCUUCACAAGAAGCAUUGAGAUGGGAGUUUAGAGAUAAUCCUGGGAAAAGGGGGUGAGGGGGUAGAGCCUGACCAGCUGAAGAACCUUCAGUGGAAAACUUGUUGUAACUGAUAAUUAAUAAAACCACCUGGUUAACCCCUUUCUCAAGAUAUUGAGCCUAAGCUUAUUACAUGUAGUGCAUUCAGGCAUCCAACAUGCUGGACAUGUGUCAAAGACACUCAACUGUGCUGAAGUAGAAGUAGGAAUUAAUGACAGAAAAAUGUCAAAGAAGCAAAAGAACAAAGAGGAGAAUAAAAAGUGGCAGAAUCUGUUAAGAGGAGAAAGCAAAGAGGAGGAAAGAGAAUGCGAUCAGCAGCGAGAAAGAAGGUCAAGAAGGAGAAAUGUUUAUGACAUUUUUGGAACUGCUCAGUAUCCUUGUUUUCUGUGACCUUGCCUCAUAUAAGUGUGGUCAUUUUUCACAAACCGGCAUACAACUCCAACCACCAAAUUAUCCUCUUUGGUUUACCUCAUUCUGUUUCCCAAGGAUUUGAUGAAAUACAGCAUCUUCCCUCUCUUACUUGAGUUAAAACUGGAUUUAAUUACAGAACCACAGAGUGGUUUAUUAGAAUCUAAAACAUGCUGUCAUAAAUCAAGAAGUUAAUCCUGAAAGUGGGAAGCAGAGUUGGUAGCUACCAUUUGAACUCACCGUGAAGCCUUGCACUUGAUUUAAAAGAAAGUAACAAAACACACACAAAAUGGAAAUUGUUUUGUUCAACAUGAAAUACCUAUAGAGGAGGAGGAUGCAAGGAAAGGCUAUGCGAGAACAUGCAUUUGUCAGAUGGAUGGAAGCCCAGAAAUUCUUUAAGCUUAAAGGUGGGAGAGAGAAAAGAAUGAUACAAAACAGACAGCCUAUUCACAGGUAAUAUUGAGAGUCUGCAAGUGAAAAUAAUGGGAAGUCAUUGGUUAUUAUCAUUUGUGUUUUUAUAUUGUAAGCCACCCUGUGAUCGUCAGAUGAAAAUAAUAAUAAUAAUUGGCAUCCUAUUUUCUUUUAAAAUGUGUUGGGGGUUGUUGGGUUGUUGUUGUUUUUAUUUUGCUUGUGUAUUUUGCGGUUUUAUAUUCUGAUUUUAUUCUGUGAACCGCCCUAUGACCUGCAGAUAUAGGGUGGUAUAUAAAUUUAAACAAACAAACAAAUAAACAUUUUACCCUCUCAAAAUACUUUCUGUUUUACACUGGAUCACACAUGUUAGCAUUCAAAUACAGUUCACUCAAGACAGUACUCAUGGGUAUUAAUCUAAGACUCCAUUAUGAGAAAAGCCCAGAAGGACACCUGCCUAAUUGUUUGUUUGUUUGUUUGUUUAGUACUUUUGUACCCUGCUCUUCACAGCCAAAGAGACUCCCACAGUAGCUUACAUACAGUCAGUUAAAACAAGACAGGCCCUGCCUACAGACUUACUAUCUUAAAAAUGACACACAAUGGAAAGGGGCCAUGGGGGGGGGGAGGAAUAAAGCAAACUCAGGGUGCCGGUUCUUAAAUAGUAGCUCUUAUAAUCAUCAGCUGACACAGAAACAGUUCAGGGGCAAAAGGCCCAAGUAGUUGAUCUUUCCUAAUGUGCAUCUGUAUUGGAAUUGUUUUAAAUACGUUUUUAUUUUAUUUUUCUUGCUUUCUGUUCUCCACCCUAAGCUCCUUUGGGAGGAAGGGCAGGAAAUAAAGUUAAUACAUAAAUAAAUUUGAUAAAGUGAAUGACUAAAUAAAUAAAUGCCACAGGCCAGCACUCAAAUCACAUUCUGCUGUUUCGGUUUCUGAUGUAGAAAUGCUUCUAUGAAACAUCUUCCAGUCGUGUUGCAUUUUAAUCUUAGAUGUAAAAGCAUUCAAAAUGUAUGAACCUUCUCAGCCAGAUCUAGUGAAGUUCUGUUCUCCUGCAGAUGUAGCACCCUAUGUCGAAGCCUUUGAUAGGAUCAUAAAGGGGAGUGUAGCUGAGUUUCUAAGAAAUAGCAAGAUCCUUGAUGGUGAUGUGAAGACACAUGUAAGUAUUUCUCUUUUUACCAUCUGAUUGUAUACGGCAACUGUGAUUUUCUAAAAAUAAAUACAGGUCUGGCUCCAUAAGCAAAUUGUAGUGUUUAUUGUUUAUACAUUUAUUCCUAUGGCAAUGGCUGAGCCCAAAAUCUUACUAUUUCUCUCACACUGCUAAUAGCUGUCAGAAACAUAGGGCUGUAGCCAAUGCUAGUAGAUCCACUGAAGCAUAACUAACUUAGGCACAUUAAUUUAAAUGAGUCUAGUCUUCCGUAGUUUGAUGCAACCCUUAUUCUUAUCAUUGAACAUACAUUUAGAACCAAAAGGUUGUUUGGACUUAAGAUCUUCUUUUUUAAAAAGUAGCUUGGGAUCAUUGUUUUGCUAAGUCAGAAGUAUAGUCCACAUUUGUUUGUUUAAAAAAAAUACUAUAAUAUAAAAAACACAUGAAUAAAAGUUCACAAUGUAGGAAUAAACCAUAGGUAAGAAUGUAAGGGACGUGGGUGGCGCUGUGAUCUAAACCACAGAGCCUAGGGCUUGCCGAUCAGAAGGUCGGCAGUUCGAAUCCCUGCAACGGCAAGAGCUCCGUUGUUUGGUCUCAGCUCCUGCCCACCUAGCAGUUCGAAAGCACGUCAAAGUGCAAGUAGAUAAAUAGGUACUGCUCCGGAGGGAAGGUAAACGGCGUUUCCGUGCGCUGCUCUGGUUCGCCAGAAGCGGCUUAGUAAUGCUGGCCACAUGACCCGGAAGCUGUCUAUGGACAAACGGCGGCUCCCUCGGCCUAUAGAGCGAGAUGAGCAGGCAACCCCAGAGUCGUCCGCGACUGGACCUAACGGUCAUGGGUACCUUUACCUUUUAGGAAUGUAUUAUUAUAGAAAAUGACAAAAAUAGAGAACUUGGCUGAACAAUGCAUAUCACAAAGUUAGAGGUUAGGGUUGAAGUAAGUUGGAGCUGCACUCCUGUUCAUUGUUCAGUUCAGCAAGCCAUGCUGCUCUGACUCUUACAUAUCAGAAACUCAUGGGGUCGAGGGAAACCAGUAGCUUCAGCACCAUGGAUAGCACCAUGAUUGGCAGCUAUGGGCUCUUCCUCACUUUGUCUGAGUCCAAGCAGUUUUCUGCUUGUAUCGUUCUUUCUAGGCACAGAUCUGAGGUGUUUUGUGUUUGUCCCACAGCUUUCCCCUGGAAAACACACCCUUUACCCCUGAAUCGGAACAUCCAGCAAUCUGUGAACAACCCGAUUGUUGUCUGGUCCAAUUUAGUGGUUGCAGGUGAACUGAGGCCUUAUGAGUCUGUUCCUUAGACCCCCCUCUCGUAAGCUCCACCCCACCCCCAGUCUGAAGACUCUGGUUUCCAAAGGAUGAAACCCCUAGCCUGAAAAUAUGAGCACUUCUUUGUCUUUCUGUGACCUCUCAUCUGGCUUGCUCACUGAUACCUUCUCCUUCUGCUACUGUUUUUGCUACUUAAAUAUUCAGCCUCACACCCAAAUGUCAGACAUACAGGGAAUGAUAAAACAUUAAUAACUUUAUUUAUAAUGUCUAUAUACCACUAAAUGUAUGUAUAUACACACACACACAUCUCUAAGAGGUUUACUUAAAAUAUAAGCAGAAACCAUGCUGUACCUUUCACAUCUCCUUGAUUGUGGGCAUUCCCAUAGAUCAUGAGAGUACUGAGGUGUGCUGAAUUUGAAAUAAGUAUAGCAUGGGAGAAGGAUAUGCAUUUCUCUAGAAUCUCUUAAAUAUGUAGUGCAGAAGCAGCCAAUGUGAUGCCCUGCAGAUAUUGUUAGACUCCGACUUGCAGCAAACAUCACAAUGGUACCAUAUUGGCAAACCCUGCUGAGCUUACUGAAAAUGGUGCACUGUAGCUCAUUUAGCAUCCUCGACAUUCUUGUUCCAUUGCAAGAGAAGAGAAACACGGUUCUCUCUCUCUCUCUCUCUCUCUCUCUCUCUCUCUCUCUCUCACACACACACACACACACACACAAACUUACUUGUCAUAAGUCAUAGGCAAGUUUGGGGAGGAAAUUGGAUGCCCUGUGCUCACUAAGUGGGUUGAUUCUUUAUCAUUAUUUUUGGGGGGAGAACAGAAAUGAGAAUCUCAAACAUAAUGGAUCAGAUUUGUUUGUCAAUAACAUAAUUGAGGCACAUCUGAAAUGAUAAAUAGUCCUCUUGAUUUCAGUAACUACAGUAAAGCCUGUGCUCCCAUAAAGACUUAUUGUUUAUUGCCACUCUAUCUUAUUUCCAGAAUAUGGCGUAAUGUUACUGAUGCUUUGUUUUAUCUAUAAGUAAAGGGCACAAUUCAGUCAGUCAAUGUUAGUCACUUCUGCCCAGUGGAUUGUAUAUGCUUCAUGACAUUUCCCAUCUCUGUGUGAUGAAUGGGGAAAUAGCCUUGUUACAUAGAAGGUUAUAAACUACAAGGCAAAUCCAAGUCCCACUUGAAUUUGUUUUGUCCCCCCCCCCCCAGUAGAUGUGCACUGUCUAUGGCAAGGGCACAAAACUAAAGAAAACAAAAUUUUAAAAAAUGAAAAGGAUGACGAAACCGCAGGCCUGUGCAAGGAGGGGUAUUUUCUUCCUGGUGUUUGGAAUAUUUUUUUGUAGGUUUAAAUGUAGGUGCAGCAGGGAAGUAAUGAACCCUUAAUUGUGAUUAUUUUAAUCACAAUAUUAACAAAACUACCUUAAAGUAUGCAUAGUGAUUCUUGACUGGCAGAAAGAUAGAGAGAUGUGUCAUGGGUCACAAAGUAUACUACGGACACUGGCUGGUUGGUUCUUGAGACCCUCUGCCCUUUAAGGGGAACUGCUUUGAAAUGGAGUUUUAUGAGUCAGUUGUUGAAACAGCAGUGCCAUUCCCAUUGGAAGAAGGCAGUUGCAUCAUGUGACCAAACUGAAAACCACAAAGAAAAUACUUGAGUAUUCUAUAUAGGUACUCAUGCACUGAGGUGUUGGAGGUCUCAGGGAAGGGGUAGAACCUCGGCUGAGGGACACAUCAUGCUCCUUCCUCGCCUCAGCUGAGCAGCUUAAUGAGCCAUCCCCAUUGUUUCUUGAGACGGACAGAUGCCAACAGUUCAUGCACUGGGCCCCCGAGUGGAUUUCAGAGAAAUGAAAGGUUGCAAUAUUUCCUCACCCAACAGGAGUGCUGCCGUUCAGCAAUCCAGUUAUAUCCAGCAACCCAGGAUACUAUAAGUCGCAAGGGACUUAAGCAGGUCAUUCCUUGCCUUUCAUGGUUUUUUGCAUGCCCCUAGCAACUGAUCCUCAACAUUCUGUGUCCUUCAAGGUCACAGAGCAUGCUGAGUCCUUCCUCAUCUGGCUGUUCUUUUUUUGUGGGUUUUGUCUCCUAUGGAGGUUCGUAUUUGUGCCUACUUCAAGGAUCACCAGAACAGCUGCUCCCUCUUGGUUGCUUUUGGCUCGCCCUGUUUUGGCUUCAAUCUUGUCAACACUCAGCUACCUGAGUUUGCUGUUAGUGGGAACAAUAAUAAUUUACAGUCAUGUUUAUUGUACAAAGCGUAGACUUCUGUUUGUGCUUUUCAUCAGGAAGACCCGGGUUCAAAUUCCCACUCCGCCAUAAAGCAAGCUAGCAUUUCUCAGCCUUGCCUACUUUACUAGAGGGGCUGUGAGAAUACAUUAGGGAGGGGAAGAAGCAUGUGUGCCACUGUGAGCUCCUUGAAGGAAAGGCAGGAUUAAAAGAUGAUAAUAAAAUAAUGUGUAAGUUAAGAAAUAAACAGUUAACUGAUAUGAAUCUUGAAAUAGAGAUCUUUUCCAUUUCAACUCCCCCAGCAUGCAUUCUGAUGCCAGCAUCUGUGAUGGAUCUUACUUCCUCCCACGCUUCUGUAAAGGUUAUAUUGGAGAAAAAGUUACUGCAAAGCAGGCAGUCCCUCAACACACUGGGUAAUGUAGGUAGCAUUAGAUCUGCUCUACACAGGCAGAAUAAUGAGGUGGUAGGAGCCAGAGAUGGUAGGCUGUGCUGCAGCCAUUCAGGCAACAGGUGGGGAAUGCUAUUUGUUAGUGCUCUUGCAUGGGGGGGGGGAAUCAUCCUCAGUUAAAAGAAAUAAAAACAACCUAGCAUCCCAGAAAGAUUCUAAAGUUUGAUCGCUGACCUUUGUUGGUUAGCCACUGACACAUUGCCAAAAAAGGAAUUAAAACAUACAGAAUUUGUUUACACUGAUGUAAAUGCACAGUUGUAAAUUUAGAAAUAACCAGUGCUUUUUCCAGAAAAAAAGGGGCCAGAAUGCACAUCCCUCAGAAGACAUACCCCAGAGCCCAAAGAGGAUAUAUUUGGUUGGAGAAGGGAUCUCCUCACCAGCCAGAGGCUUGUUGAGGCUGCUCAAAUGAGACAAGAGGAGGCCUCAGCUGAGCAGCUGAACGAGACACCCCCUGCGCCUUUUCGGCUUGUGUGAGCCAGAGCUGGUUUUCCAGAACUCACAGCCAAGAUGAUCUCUGGCCUCUUCACAGCCUCAGCUUUUGUAGUUGGAGUCAGUCAGGGUCCCACCCUCCCAGGCCAGGCAGGGAAAGGCCUAUAGAGCAGGGAGCAGGUCCUUCAGGAUUUACAGCCAAGAUGGAAACAGCAUCCUGGGGCUUAGGGCUUGUGGAGGAAAGAAGCAGCAGAAAAAGUGAGGUUUCUCUCCAUACCACACUGACAUUCAAGGACCUACAAUGUUUCUCUCCCCACCCCCAGUACAAAGAAUGGAUUUACACAUCUCACAGGUAGGGUGUGAUCCAUUAUCAACCCUACACAGGUACUAUUUAUAUAUGAUGAAAAGUCUUUCUCCAUGAUGACUGAAAACAAGUAUAUCUUUUUUCAGAUUAUUAGGCUGUUAUUGUUAUUAUUUAUUAAAUUUAUAGUUGCAUCUAUUAUGUGGUUACAGCACAUCUCAUGUUGACAUGUUGACUGGGAGGGAACUUUAUUCAGAAACAGUAUAUCUGUGUUUCCAGAGAUAGUGUGAAUCCACUUGCAAUAUAAAGCUUCCCUCAGGAAAUUGUGAGAACUGCUGCAGAUUUAAAGUUGAACUAUAAUGAAUGGCUUGCUAUUGUUAUAAUUUCAAUACAAAUUUAGCCACUGGAGAAUGCAGUUUUUCUUACAUUUAUUCUAGUAUCCUCAUUAUUGUAUAGGCAUAGUUGACAUUCUGUAAAAUAGAAAUAGGUUUAUGAUAUCCGGAUUUGUUUUUUUGUUUUUUUUUAAAUGAUAUUUAUUAAGAAUUUUAAAAUUACAGGAAAAACAGAGAGAAAAAGAAGGGGGGGAAAGAAAAAAAGAAAAACAAACAAAAGAAAAACAAACCACAAUCAAACAAUACAAAUUGGUAAAAAUCAAAAUCAAAAAACAACAACAAAACACGUAACACAUCACAAUCAGAAAGCAAAAAUAAGCCACAAAAAUUUAAAAACAAAUCCAAUAUUCCCAAAUCCUUAACUGUCAUUGCCUUAUUUCAUCGACCUCCUCACUCCUCCCCUUUUUUGUAUUCUAGUUGUUAAUUAUCACAGCAAAUGCUUUCCAUUUUUCAUAAUAUUCUGUCAUUAAAUUACCUUAAUCUAUUUUAACCUUAUCUUACUAUAAAAGACCCUAAAACUUAGAUCUUAUUUAUACCAAUUUCUCAUAACCAUAACAUAUUCUUACAUAAUUCUUUUAACAUUUCUGCUAAAGCCAAAUAAUUUCGUUCCAACAUUUUUCUAACAUUCAUCAAUUUUUUAAAACAAUCCUAAUAAAAAAUUUUAAAAACUUUCUUCCAAUCUUCAUCCAACGUCUCUUCCUCCUGGUCCCGGGUUUUGUCAGUCCUUUCUAUCCCAUCCCUCUAGCUCAUUAACCUGGUAAUCUUAUGUCCGAGGCCCUUAAGUCUCUUCCAUGUCCCUUCCGCAGAUCUUCUUCAUAUUUAUACCUGUACUUUACUUUGUCUCCUGCUCCUUUCACUCAUGGAAACUCCAACUUGACAGUAUUUUUGUCCCUUCUCGACAAAUCAGCCCCUUUUCCAUAGUCCACACUAAACUCCAUGUGGUAUUUAAAAACAUGUUUCAAAGUCCCUCCAUAAUUAAGAACCCCCACAACCCCAAACAUCUCGCGGCCCAUUGGCAGACUUGAAAAGCCAAAACAUCCCUGCAUAGGGGGGUCUAUCCAACCCCCCAUUUCCAAACCAAACAAAACUCUAUCUCUCCAAAUCUGGCAUUUCCAAGUUCAUUUGUCAGAUCCAACAACUCAUGUUCCUGCUGGGCCACAGCUCGCUCCAUCUCUGACACCCGAGGUCCAGCAACAUCCUCCUCCCUCAUCUGAUCUGUCAGAGCACACUCCUGAGUUGGUUCCUGGGUGGGUUCUAUAUAGUUACUCACUACCUGUUCAAAAUUUCUGAUCGCAACAGUCAUCAAGUCCGUCUUCUCAUGUAACUGUUCCAAUAAGGCACUUGUUUUGCAGAAAGCACGCACCAGAGCUUCUGAAUACAUUGUUAUACAAGGUCAGAAGUCUAUUCCCACGAUCUUAAUCUGUUGCAGCUGCAGAGCUCCCCGGUUCAAAUUUAGUAACAGUUUCACAGGCUCCCUCUAGGGGAAGAACUUCUAUUUGUAUCCAUCUCUUUUCUUUUUUUUUUAUUUCUUUUAAAAGCAGAUCUAACAACAAAGUUUCCUUUUUCAGAUAUUUUGUCAAUAUUUGUUCCUUUAAAAUGCGAAGGAGAACAGUGGAAUCACUAUGUUUCUCUUCUUUUAACUGUCUGUCAAAGACGUUUGUCUAUAGUCAAUGAACUUCCCAAAACGUCAGUCCUGACACCCCGCUCCCAGGUUCAAGACGGUGGAAAAUUACUUUUCUUUACACUCUCUUCUGCAGGUUUAAACAGUCCGGAAAAAAUCCCCCCUCUUCUCCUGCUUCCGAAGGGGGUUCAACAAUUUUAGAUGAUGAAAGUUAAUCCUUUACAAACGAUUUUCUAAACUCUAGUUUGCCAUGUCUUUGCUUUAAUCUAUCUACAAGAAACGGAAGGCUGACUUCCUGUUUAGACCUUCCCGUUUCAGUGCCAAAUUAAGAAGAAUUUCUUAGUCCAGUUUUCCUUUCUACUCACAAGUCGUUGUUUAAAGUCCAAUUGUCCGAAUUAAACUACUCACGGGUAGUUGUUUUGGUAGCCAAAUUGUCCCAGGAAAAAGGCAGCGCUCUCCGGCAACGGCUGUGUGGCUUCGCUCCACGGAAGAAGCAGUUGACUCUCAGCACCGCGCCACUUGCCCCUCUUCGCUCCGGAGCCCGUAACUGGGUUCCUUUACGAGUUGGGGGGGCGCGAAAGGUGCCCGCCGAGUCCCAUGGUCACAGGCUUCAUCCGCCUGUGAUUUUUCAAAGGGUCCCCGCUUCGCCGUAGCGGGAAAGACCCGUUUUCCGUGGAGCCAGUCCCUCCGGAUUAGAGGGAAUCCGCCAUUACCGAUGGCGCCACCCCGGAAGUCUCUAUGAUAUCCGGAUUUGAACCACGUCUAGGGUAAGAAAGUUAAUAGAGAAAGGCAAACAAUGAAUGGCUCAUUUUGGCUGUUAGAAACAAUUGGAGUGUGAGCAUAUCAACAUAAAGCACUUUUAACUUUCAGGGAUUUCAAUGACACAUACUUAACACUCUAAUUGAAAACAGUGACACCUAAAAGUGAAUAAUUUUAGUUGAAUUGUGCCUCUGGAAUGUAGCUUCCUCAUUUACAAUUCAUUGGCAAAGUAAUUGAACACCUUAGUUCAGCAUGGGUGACGAUCCUUAUGAAUAUAUAUAGAUUUACUGUUGUAUUCAUUACAGGAGAGUACCUCAGCUAAUACGUAUUAUUGUUAUUAACAUUUUUUUUAUCUCUCACCCUUCCUCCAAUGAACAUGGGGCAGUUUAACAUUUCUUCAACCCUUUUAUCCUAGCAACAACCCUGUGAGGUGGCUUAGAAAAGUUGAUUAGUCCAAGGUCACCCAGUAAGCUUUGUUGUUGAAUAGGGACUAGAAUCCAGGUCUCUGUUGAUGAGUAUUAAUAUAAAAGUAUAUCUGUGCAUAUGGGACGUGGGUGGCGCUGUGGGUUAAACCACUGAGCCUAGGACUUGCUGAUCAGAAGGUCGGCGGUUCAAAUCCCCGCAACGGGGUGAGCUCCCGUUGCUCGGUCCCUGCUCCUGCCAACCUAACAGUUCGAAAGCACGUCAAAGUGCAAGUAGAUAAAUAGGUACCACUCCAGAGGGAAGGUAAACAGCGUUUCCGUGCGCUUCUCUGGUUCGCCAGAAGCGGCUUAGUCAUGCUGGCCACAUGACCCGGAAGCUGUACGCCGGCUCCCUCGGCCAAUAAAGUGAGAUGAGCGCCGCAACCCCAGAGUCGGCCACGACUGGACCUAAUGGUCAGGGGUCCUUUUACCUUUAUAUCUGUGCAUGUUUGCUAAUGUUUGUUAUUAAGGUGGAAAUAAUAAUUCAUUUAAACAAAAUAAAAUGAAUACUAAUGAUAAAAUGUUUAUUAUUUAUAACAGAUAAUUAUACUAGAUAGCUUCCAAGUGUCAUACUGUGUACAGUUGACUUAGUUAACUUUUUCUGAGAGUUUACUGUCAUAAUCUGCAUUGUGAAAUAAAGGCUAUAAGAUUUGGUGCUGCUCCAACAUCUGUGCUUUAACAAGUCGGACAAUGCAUGUUUUUCUUCUACACAUCUUAUAGACCAUGUGUCCUGUACAUUAUGAUUGCAGCUGCUGCCUUGUUCACACAGAGAGAGCUGGAAAGAAGGUUGUAUUUGGUUUCAGAAGACACCUGUUGCCUAGAAAACCCUCGCAUACCUGAGUGACUAGGAUAGUAAUAUGUGUGAAACUCGCAAGAAAUCCUUCAAUUAUGCAUUGUCAAGGAACACAUUUGGAUUUCUUCACUGCAUUAAUGCUAGAGUAUCAGCACAAAUAGAAGUAAGCAAGGGCUACAUGUGAACUAAUUUUUGGAGGCUUUUGCAAUAAUGCUGUGUAAAUGUUUUUGUUAAGAAAGACAUGAGAAAUGUCUGCUGCUGUGCCAUGAGCAUAAGAAGAACACUAGUAUUCAGAAGCAUACUGCCUCCAUCUGUGGAUGCAGAGCAUAGCCAUCAGAGUUCAAAGCCACUGAAAGCCUUAUUUAUCCUCAAUGAAUUUGUCUGAUGGACCAUCCAAGUUGGUGGCCCUCACUGGUGCUUGUGGGAGCAAAUUCCAUAGUUUAACUAUGCAAUGUGUGAAUAAGUCCUUUCUUUUGCCUGUUCUAAAUCUUCCAACAUUCAGCUUCAUUGAAUGUCCCUUUGAUCAUAAAAUUGUAGAGUUGGAAGGGAUCCUGAGGACCAUCUAGUUCAACCCCUUCCAGUGCAGGAAUACGCAGCUGUCCCAUACGGGGAUUGAACCUACAACCUUGGCAUUACCAGCACCAUGCUCUAACCAGCUGAGCUAUCCACACAGUUUAAAUGCAAUUCGCUGUAUGUGGUCUGCUUACCUCCAUUGUAAGGCCAGUUCUUAGGCAUAAUUGAGGCUGGUUUAGAUGAUUUAGAGUGACUGCUGUUUUCAUAAACAAUUCUAUAAAUAGCAAGAUCAAUGCAAUUGUUUAUUGUUUUUAUAAAGAGUAAAAUCAAUAAAAAUCCAGAGUUCUAAAUUAGUAACGAAGCUGCUAAUGUGUCGGAGAGCAUUGUCACAAUUGAUCUUGCUUCACUGUUGCUGCCGUUAUUUGGCAACUUCGUGAUCCAUCAGCAAAGCAGUCUGCUCACACGUGUGCCCAUGUUGAUCUGGCUGCAUCCAAAGGCUGGACACAUUGCUAACAGUUGAGUCAGGCAUGAUGUCAUUAUCCCAGAAGAGAAAGGACUUUGUAUCUGCACUUUUGUGAGGAGCAUUUUCUGGUGUUUGAAAGUAACCGUUGGAGAGUGCAGUUUCCAUUGUAGGGCCGUAUACAAUGAGGGGGGGGGAAAUGAUGCAGAAGGUCUUUUGAAAGCCCACAAAAGAACAUAAUGUGAAGCAAAAUGUUGCGAUUGAGAAGAAAAAUGGCUAAUUCUUGGGGCUUGGUGUUGUUCAAGUGAUGCUUCAAUGGACCACAUUGAAUAUUCUAAGGCAGAUGUUUUGGAACUACAAUGACUACUAGUUCUAGCAAGCAUGAUGGGAGUUUUUGUCCAUGGCCAAUGGCCAGGGUUGAUGGGAGUUUUUGUUCAGUGACUCCUGGAGGCCCAAUGGUUCCCCCUAUCUGCUCUAAGGGAAUGGUUUUUAAAUUUCUAUGUUUUACAGUCUCCUAUGAUAGUCUCCAUGUUAAGAGCAAAUAAUUCCUGCUCCAGGUACAAAAUAGGAUAGCACAAAAAACCUUGUCCUUUGAGACUGUAUGGGAAAUAAUGGCAGUGCCCUUAUUUACACACCUUGUGUUCUGUUGCUUGAGUGGCAUCAGAUGAGCCUGCAUUAUAGAAUAGCCCACUGUGAUCGCUACUCAAGCCUACGGGGUUGUCAGGUGGAAUCUGCAGUGUAAAUGCAUCACCACAUAUACCGGCAUGUGCUACAACGGAGGGUAAAAUAUAGUCUCCAAAAUGCCUCUUUCCCUUUUCCACAUUCUGUCAAUUAUUACUUCAUGUUUCCUUAAUUGCAAAUACAGCAUGACCCAGGAAGCCGAGAACUGGGAUGGUACAGAUGGCAUGGAAGAAGCCAUCUUUCUCUGAAACAUAGUUCUGCUAUUUCAGACGGGCUUACUCACUGCAGUCACCUGGUACUCCUGAAAUGUUAAAUCUGUACCUCCAUCCAUUGUGAGGCUCAUACUAGCCUGCCUUACAUGCUGCUGUAAGACUGACUAAUCUAUGUGAAGAGCUGCAAAUAAAAUUAUAAAAACGAACAAUGUGAAAUUAGAGUAAAAUAAUAAUAAAUAAUAUGGAUUUAGAUAACUGGAAUUAACAGAUCAAUGUGGAUUAGGAUAGCUUUAGUUUUGAAGCCAUUAAUUUCCUAAAAUAAUAAUAAUCACAAGUGAAGGUGUUUAGUGUUUACAUAUUUUAAAUACUUGUAACUCGGUUUGUCGUCCUUUUUUCCAGGCAGAAAUGAUCCGCGCAGCUUUCCAAGCACAGAGAGCAUAUCUACUGUUGACCUCGCAAUAUCAAGAACCUCAGGAGGUAAGAGAGAUGUGGGAGAGGUGGCUUUUUUUAGUUGGAUGGCACUGAAUAAAUGCCUUGUUGACCUUUCCAAACUUUUCUGAGCGAAUGAAGUCACUUCUGAUCAUUCACACCAAUCCUUUAUGAGUGCUGUGCAGGUGUCAUGGGCAUGUGACCUGUUUGUAAUUAACACAAAAUAGGCAAACCACCCCUGGGCUCCUUUAGGAGGAAAGUCAGGACAGUAAUUGAAUAAUUGAAAAGGAAAAAAGAAAACUUGCCACAAAUAACCAAAAUGUGUUUGCUUUGACAUAUCCUGAAUUCAAGGACAUAGAGCAAAGGUUGUUUGGGGUCUUAUACAAAUAUAUCAGUGUAGUUGUCAACUGUGGCGUUCCUAUGGUAACCCUAGUUUCCUACAGUAUUACCAUUGCUAUUUGUCUAAAAAAAGAGGUGCUGGAACUCACCAUGAACACCUCCCUUGUUCUCUUUUUAUGGCAAUGGCGCCCACCUGAGAGGUGCCAGCUCUGAGUUCCAGCGAGUUUUGGCUGAAAAAAAAGCCCUGGGUAUUACAAUAACCUGAUGUGCACAGAAUGGUCCAGAAGAGAGAAGAAAAGAGGCUCCCCUAUAACUUUGUUUGCGAUGUCAUCUGCGUUUGCCUCUGCUUAUAACCUAAAACUAUGCAGUCAGUGUGAAAUCCAAACAGGAAAGCCAACCAUUAGUUUACUAGAACUCACAGAGCAGAGAAAAGCGAAUGAAGGUGACAGCAUCUCAGUGCUGCAGAAAAGAGAGUAAUUGUGUCAUUCUGCUGUCUAGACGGUUUGCUUUAGUAAUGUAAAGCUGUGAAUGAGCUGGCAAGCUGUGAUCACAGCAUAGUAGCUUUGCAGAUAUUCAGAAACAGCAUUGUAGAGACUGAAGGGAUUUGCCGAGUUCCUGCCGGAUUGGACACAGGGAUGUCUUAAUUUAGAAGAGGAAAUACUGGUGGAGGGGAUGUCUGUCCUCUGCUUUAAGAAACAAGUGAACUCAGGAACAAAAUGGAAAGGGUGUUGCUGAAACUUCUUUAUACUAUGAUUAACACAAAAGGGCAAGCAAAAAAUAUGGUAUCUGGGAUUUCCCCCCUUAUUUCAUUGGGUCACAAAUUUUAGGGAUUUCUUCAGUAUCUGUACCUAGCAAAUCACAACCAAGUGUCCCUCCAGUGCAGUUUAGAUUUGCUUUCAGCAGUUAAGUUUACAUUUUAUCCCUUCUUGAAGCACUUUUCUUUCUGUAUAUGCAAAAAUAGCAAGAGCGGAGAAGAUCGUUCCAGCUGGCAUGCCAAUCCUACAUCAACUACAAUAAAUUACUUAGCAGGGUGAAUGUUACGUUACUUUUUAUGGUCAUGUUCUAUAUUUGUAUGUGAAGUGGAAAUGAUCACAUGACAAAAGCACCCUCUGAUAUUAGAGCUUAUGUAUACCAGCUAGUGGCUGUUGCCUGCAGAAUCACCUUUUAGAAAGCCGUGAUUGUUUCUGAAACUCAUUUCAGUUAUUUGGAAUUCAUUUCUGAUUUCUUCAUAUCAAAGAUUAAAAUGGCAAAGUACUGUAAGUUGUACUUUAAAGUCAGGAAAUAAGAGUGGAGAGUUGCAUAUAUAAAGCAUUUGGGAGCUUUUCUUACUAAUUAAGAUAAUGCUAGAAUCCAGACUCCUCUACAAGUUAAAGCAUUUUGUAACAUAGUUGUACAUGGGGGGAUUCCAGGUUUGCCACUGAUUCCAGUUUUCUUAAAAUCUGUCAAUGCAGCUGUUUUGAUUCUGACCCUUGAAACUUACCUUUGGGACCCAAAAUAUUAUUUUUCGAAACAGUAGUAGAAAUAUGUACAAUAUGUUGAGAAUAAUACCAUGAAGCUGCACCCAGACAUGUUUUCCCUCCCCACCACUGCAGAAUCUGAUUUUUCAUAUAUAGGAGUGUUGUACCAGUUCCAAGUGGCAAGCAGUAAGAACUCUGGUUCAAGUUGCCUAAUUGGAUUCAAAGCAGAUUAAUGUUAUAUUCAUCACAGCACAUAUUAUAAAAAUGUAGCUUGAGAAAUUUUACUGCAUACCUAACUUCCCUUUUACUGUUUUCUAUUGCACUAACCCUAAUAGAGCAUUGGUAGCUUGAAAACUGGUCAGAUGUAAUAAGAUGUAAUAAGAAAGGUAACCUAUGUGAUCCCUCUUGGAUGUUGUGGACUACCACUCUCAUAAUCCCAAGCCAGCAUGGUCUACCCUAGAGUAGAAGAAGAACGUAAGGGUUGAGGGAGCCCCUUUCCUCCUGCCUCCCCAAUUACAGUAUUGUGGCUUCCAAUAAUCCUAUACAAGUCUGUUGAAUUGUGAUAUAUAGACUAUAGAGCAUUAUAAGCAACCUCUGAUCAAUUCCUAUUAUCAUAUUAUUUUAAAAAACGCAAAUGCAAAUCCUAAAACUAGCUUCCAGAAGUAUCUGCACAAGGAGAAGUUGGCUCCUUGCCAAGCGGCGCAACUACAGAUAGUAAGAUUAGUAACAGAUGCUGCUGAAAAUACAAAUGGUGUUUUAAAAACCCCUCAUUUAAAAACGUGUUGUUCAUCGCUGUCAAUAGCCCAGCUGGUCUGAUGCUGAAAUUCUGUAGACUGACAUACCUGUCAUUAAUACACAGAUUCUAUAUUCAAAACUCAGGAUUCUCAAUACAGAACAAACCUAAAUCACAAUGAAGUGUGUUUGUUGUGUUCAUAGUCCAUAGAAGUGGCACGCUGCAAAAAAGGGGGGGGGAGGAAUCAGAACAAAUCCUACUACUUUAAACUAUAUGUUAUGAAUUAUUAUUGUUAUUAUUAAUUACCUGCCCUUCACCCAAAGGUUGAGUUACAAAAGCAUAAUAUUAAAAACAAUUAAAAUCACCAAAAUAAGGUAGGUCCCAAUAUAUACAUACCUCAAGCAAGGGUAAAGAGCAGCAUUUUCCAGGAGAUCAUAUAACUGAAGAGUUGGAAGGGACCAUGAGGGUCAUCUAGUCAAACCCCCUCAACGCAGGAAUCUUUUGUCCAACAUGGGGCCCAAACCCACAACCCUGAGAUUAGGAGUCCCAUGCUCUACUGACUGAGCUAUCCAGGAAUCCUGUAUAGUGAAGGCUGCAGGUGCAGGGAGUUCCAUGGUUUAAAGUCUGCCAUAGACUUAUGCAAUCAGCCAUCUGAUUGGAAAUAAAUCUCAGUAAAAAAAAUAUGAUCUAGAUUUGGCCUGUGUGAUUCAGGAUGAAAACUUCUCAAUCAACAAUGUGUAAGUGCAAGGUUAUUUUCUGCUAUGGAAUUUCCUCUGAUAUUUAUUCUGUGUCCUGACCCUCACUGCUAGACACUCCCUGCUCCAGGUUUGUCCAAGGCUUCAGUGCUCAAAUCUGAGUGAAACAUAAGGCAAACUAAACAAAACAAGUUUCAACAGGUACACAAGAGGCAAGAAUACAUGGUUAAGCACUAGCUAAACUGUUGACCCAGCAAAUGACACACUGCCUGCACCUUCCUUUUGAAGUAAGGGGUGGCACCACUAUUUGCACAGCGAGUGUCCUGCACUCUAGGACUGGACCUUCCUUUAACAGGCUGGCUACACAAGGCUCAUUCGCAUAGCUGCUGUCACCGUCACGUCCUUGGAGAUGGGGCUGGCAUCAGAGCUGGGUUGUCACCAGACUUGUUCUCCUUUGUCUCCCCCAAAGUGAAAGGCUCCUCAGUGCCAAGGGGUGGCACCAUGGCUGGAAACAUUGAACUAGGGUUGUAUGGAUGCUCCUCCAUGAAUUUGAAGCAAGCCUAAGUGCAGCAGCAAUGGCACUUAAAUCUUUAUUAGAAAGCUGCAGAACAGCUGGAGCCAAGAAGUGCAGCCUGACCAAGCCACAGGCAAUAGUGGAACCUCUGAAUCCAGAGACCAUUCGCCAGUGACCCACCUUGUCAACUUGGGCUGGCUGUACAACUUUCUGACUCCUCCUCUCUGCAGAUCCAGUGUGCUCCUCUUCUGUCAGCAGUAAUAACACUACUUCUUCUUUUUAAUAUUGCAGAGUGAAGUGACCAUUCUGUUAAAACCAAUAUCAGACAAGAUCCAGGAAAUUCAGACGUUCAGGGAGAGAAACCGAGGAAGUAAAAUGUUUAAUCAUCUGUCAGCAGUCAGUGAAAGCAUUCCAGCUCUUGGUUGGAUAACUGUGGUGAGUUUUGAAUUUUAUAUUUUUCUUUUUUAAAAAAAAAAUCCUUAUUUUUGACAUGCUGUGCCCAGCUAAUGUCAAAUUCAAGUUGUGUCUUCUCCCCCUCCCUAUGUUUCAAAAUCUUCAUGCUUACAUUCUAAAAUGCAGGAAAGUUUUGCCUUUUGAUUUUACAUCCUCUCUCUCUUUCUCUUUCUCUACUCUUGCAUCAUUUACGUGAUGGUCCUCUACCUUUCCUUAGUCUCCUAAGCCAGGGCCUUAUGUCAAGGAGAUGAAUGAUGCUGCUACCUUUUAUACAAACAGGGUAUUAAAAGACUACAAGCAUAGGUAAGUUACUAAAAAAAUUUUUUUUUGCUACAUUUCUCUGGUGAUAUUUCAGAACCAGUUUUAUCAAGCCCUAAAGAAUAUCGUAUUAUUUUGAAUCUACUACAAAAAGUAUUUGAGAAAUAUGUGUUGUCUCCCAAAAUCACAGAUUGGAUUUUGGCAGACUUAACUAGAUUUGUCCAUCCUGGAGGUGGGGUAGGUGGGUGGGUUGGGAUUUCGUUUUUGUAUCUUGUUUCUUUUCUUUUUGGUAAGUGUUAAUAUGUUUUGAGACUACAGUUCCCAGCAUCCCUAUCACUAGUCCUGCUAGCUAGGGAUCAUGGGAGUUGUAGGCCAAAGAUAUCUGGAGGGUUGAGGCUGAGGAAGGCUGACCUAAGGUGUAUUACAAGAAUGCAGGAAGUUCUCAGAGAGAUGCUUAUACAUUAAUGCUGUGUUAUUUUACUGUCCUAACUCAGCUGAAGAUUUCAUAGCCUCCAGGCCUUUUUUUCAAUGGCUGGACACUCCUAUGCUCCUAGCUACGCUGGCGGAUCCCUUACAUUCUAGCUAUGUUACAUUGGUAUAUUCACCCAGCACAAAAGCUGAAGGUGAAAAAGCCAAUGACAAGGAGUUGAUUCAUGCCGAUGAUGGGAACGUGUUCCAAACAGAUGCCGCAGUCUCUGCUUUAACCCACCACUAGUAAUGUUACAUGUGUCUAUGAAACUAAUGCAGCCACAUUCCAGCCAGGAUGAGUGAGGAGGCUGGAGGAAAAAUAAAUAUGCCAGUUCCACAACUAGUGUAUUUUCCUUCCCUUGUCAGGAAUAUGUAUGGGGAACAGGCUUGCUCAACCUGCCUCCCAAACUCUCCCUUCAUCACUGUUGAAGAACUGAUGGUAGGGGACUGGUGGCUGUUGAGCUUUCCACAGCUGCAGCGAGGAGACAUCUGAUGGUGGACCUCCUUUUCUGCUGGAAUACCUCCUUCUUUGCAUCUGCAAUAUUCUGUUGGGCCUGUGAUCCCAGGGAUCGAAGGGUUGCCCUCCCCCCCAAAAAAUGUUUAAUGCAUGCACAAGUAUUUUCCAUUAUGUUACAGUGAUUUGCGCCAUGUUGAUUGGGUGAAGUCAUUCUUGAAUAUCUGGGCAGAACUUCAAGCAUACAUCAAAGAAUAUCACACCACUGGGCUCUCAUGGAGUAAAACUGUAAGUGCUGCAUUUCUUGGAAUUUCCUUCCGAUGCAAGAAAAGUUGAAUAAUACUUAUUCUCUUUUACCCUGGAUUCAUUUUUCCCUCUGAUCCUUGGAAAUGGUUAAUUGAGGAUAUUAUAUUACAGAAAUUUACUGUGAGGAAAAAGAAGCUCCUAGUGAAUGUACCAUUACUUGCCCUCUCUCUUAAAUGGGUAAUGUAAGACCUGAUAAUGCUGGCAGCUGAAUUCAGGAAUCUGUGUCAACCCUAAGCUCAAUGAUAAAGACCACAUUCAUGUCACACUUGUUAAAGUCAAGGGCUCUCUACAUGCUGCUGUAGAAUGCAGACAUGUUUAAUGAAAUAGAAAGUUUGCAUUGAAAGACAGACGACGCGAUUAUUGUCGCAUGCAGUUUGGCCUCUGAGGCGUAAGACAGUACAGUCAAAUCUCGGUUGUUGAACGUAAUCUGUUCCGGAAGCCUGUUCAGCUUCCAAAAUGUUCGACAACCGAGACGCAGCUUCCGAUUGGUUGCACUCAGGUGGAAGCCGUGUCAGACAUUCAGCUUCCGGAAAACGUCCGAAAACCGGAGCAUUUACCUACAUUUGGGAGCCGAAAAGUUCCAAAACUGAGGCGUUCGGGAGCUGAGGUUUGACUGUAAUGGCUGGCAAGGAGUACCUUACUUCCUGGCAGUGGAGUCACUUACUAGGAGGGGUGAAGGCAAGGGGAUGUUAAUGCUGAGUAAUCACACCAGUGAGAGCAGCAGAUUGGCUCUACCAGUGUUCCUGCACAGCUGUGACAUCGUUGCCCCCUCAGCUCUCACCGUAAGUGACUCUGCUUUCAGAUCAGGUGUGUGGCAGUUCCUGGCAUAAGACAUCCAGAUGUAAGCAAAGUGACUGGGUGUGGUAGGUUGAAAACAUUUCAAGAGUUAAUUUUCAGGAACUUGGUUAGUUCUAUGUGGCCUCAUCCAGAUCCUUUGCUUUCUUCUUGUCUUCUGCGUGGUGCCAAAUUGUAGUGAAUAUUUAGCAUUUAGCAAGAAGCAGGUUCACCAUCUAGAGCUGUAAGAAAUGCCAGGUGUUUUAGUUCAGUGCAAUUUAUUCAUCAUCAUAACUUGCCUUCUAAAUGAAAGAUGUCAAGACUUACGGCUUUUUAGCCAUAUCAGCUCACCACUAACAGGCAAAAAUUUGUAAUGAAAGAACUCUUUUAGAAAAUGGGAAGGAAAUGUAUCUCAAUAAUUAUAUUUAUUUUAGUAGGGUAACGCCACAAUUAUGAGAAAGUCAGCAUGUGAAAACAGCACUAUAUUCAUCCCUCCUGUGCUAUAGAAAACUGUCAUGGGUGGUAGAGUUAAUCACCAGACCAAAAAUUGGCUCGCUAAACUAAAUAGUGUGGCUAAAUGUAACCCACACUGAUGUACAGACAGCAUGGCAAAUCCACAACAGGUGAUAAAUGGCGCUAAUCUUUUUUUUCUUUUUGGAUGGCUUCGGACAAACAGAUAAACAGCCAAAGUGGAUUAGAUUUUUCUAUAGAGGCAGCAAUCAUCAGCUGUUUCACCUUGUAACUAGCAUAUCAUUGGGCAGCAGGAAUGCUGGCAGACAGGUGGUCUAAAUGUUGUCGUUAGCAGGGAGAACGCUAGUAUACGUUUACAGAAGAAACACCUUAACAAAAGAUUUAUGUCUCCUCGACAUAGUCCACCUGUUCCUCUCGGCUGUUACAUGAUAUUUUGAGCUUCACAAUCCUCAUCUUUGUCUGUGUGUGUAUGUGUGAAGAGGACAAUAUGGAGCUCUGUAAUCAUAUUAAGCAUGUAACUAGGAUUAUAAGAGUUUGUAGUGCUUGUAGCUUUUUAUUAGGAGAAUGAAAAUUUCCCCUUUGAGACUCCCAGUAAUUGGUUUCCUGGAGGGGGGUGGAUUUUCAGUUCAUUUAUGUCACUGCUCACACCACCUGUCCCCCUCGUUCACAACUCAAAUGUCUGUAGGCUGAUUAGGCACACAUCCACAAAAUUAAAUUAACUAUCGUUAGCAUAUGAAACAUAAUGGUGAAAUUUGACUUGUGCUUGCCAGAGUUAUGUUUUAAAGUUCAAAUGCUCCAUUUUUGUUCAGACUGUCUUUUAAAAGAUAAAUGUUAAUGGGAAAGAAUAAGGUGUUGUUAUAUGUAUUAUUGAAUAGCAGCAGCAAUGUACAGUUUUCUGCUAUGCGGUAGGUCUUUGAUACCUUGUUUUACAGAAAGAAACUGAAUCUCAUAGCCAGUGUUACUCCCUUGGCCACCCAGAAUUACUCCACUCCUAACCUGGGAUCUGAACUUGAGCUGAAGUCCAGUUAUUAUCUACUGGACCACACACUGAUUGGUUGAAAGGUGGAGACAUGAAUGUGGGCAUAAGGAACUUUUUUACAAUUGAGUGAGGUAAACAGUAGUGGUAUAUGGACUCUUCUUUCUAACACCUAUAUCCCAUUUCCGAGCUUGGUUCUUCAAAUGCCACUGACUGAAGAUGAAAAUUAGGAGGUCAAACAACUGAUGAGCAAAGAAAGUGAAUGUGCAUUUUACUUCAACUACCGGGGGAGUCAAUAGCAGUAGAAAUACGUAUGCAGCAGCCACCCCAAAUUUUCUGUGUCCAGGGCAGCUGUCUUCCAGCUCUAUCUGGUACACGGAGUGAGGCCCUACCUGCCCACAGACUGUCUCACCAGAGUGGUGCAUGCUCUAGUUAUCUCCCGCUUGAACUACUCCAAUGCGCUCUACGUGGGGCUACCUUUGAAGGUGACCCAAAAACUGCAACUAAUCCAGAAUGCAGCAGCUAGACAGGUGACUGGGAAUGGCUGCUGAGACCAUAUAACACCGGUCCUGAAAGACCUACAUUGGCUCCCAGUACAUUUCCAAGCACAAUUCAAAGUGUUGGUGCUGACCUUUAAAGCCCUAAACAGCCUCUGCCCAGUAUACCUGAAGGAGCAUCUCCACCCCCAUCGUUCUGCCCAGACACUGAAGUCCAGCGCCGAGGGCCUUCCGGCGGUUCCCCUUACUGCGAGAAGUGAGGUUAUAGGGAACCAGGCAGAGGGCCUUCUUGGUAGUGGCACCUGCCCUGUGGAACGCCAUCCCAUCAGAUGUCAAGGAAAUAAACAACUAUCUGACUUUUAGACGACAUCUGAAUGCAGCCCUGUUUAGGGAUGUUUUUAAUGUUUAAUGUUCUAUUGUGCUUUUAAUUCUGUUGGGAGCCGCCCAGAGUGACUGGGGAAACCCAGCCAGAUGGGCAGGGUAUAAAUAAUAAAUUGUUGUUGUUGUUACUAUUAUUAUUAUUUAUUGCUCGAUCUUGAUCUCAAAGGAGUUGACAAGGAUGGGCCAUAGUUUGGUGGUACAGCAUCUGCUUUGCAUGCGGAUGACCCCAGGUUUAGUCCUUGGCAUCUCCAGCUGCCUGGGAGAGGCCCUGUUUGAAACUCAGGAGAGCCACUGCCAGUUUGUGUUGUUGGCAUCCGUCCAUCUCGGGAGACAAAGGAGGAGUGUGCCUUUGGGGGUGAAGUCAAACCGUUGGACAGUUUCAGCACCUGCUGUGGCUGUAGAGUUCCGCCAAUUUGUGUAGACCAGUAUUUCCCAAACUCGGAUCUCCAGCUGUUUUUGAACUACAGUUCCCAUCAUCUCUGACCACUGGUCCUGCCAGCUAGGGAAGAUGGGUGUUGUAGUCCAAAAACAGCUGGAGACCCAAGUUUGGGAAACAGUGGUGUAGACCAUACUAAAUGAGCCAGUGGUCUGACUUGGCAUAAGGCAGCUUCCUAUAUUUGUCUAAGUUCAAUAAAAGCCAUUGCAGGGCCUCUGAUCAACAUCUCCCCUGUCCCCCCCCCACACCUUGGCCUCCAGUGUGUGGAGUCUGAAGCACCUGCCAGUGGAAUGACACCAGUGUGGUUUCCUGUACCUGCACAAAACCCAGGUGGUGUCUGUCCAAGUGUGGGCACUCACAACUCCCACUUGCCAGAGGGCAAGGUAAGUAUGUGUAGUCAUCAUUGAUCAGAGUUCCUGCAGGGAUAUCUCUCCCCCAUGUUAUGUUGAUCUCCAGUGGAAGGUGAUGGAAGCUGAGGAGCAAAACCUUAAUCCUUAGAAACUUCAUUUUGUAUCUCCUGUCAACAUUAGGAACUUGGCCAACUUCAUUCCCAGGGCAGGAGCUGGUAGCUCCCACACCCUCAUCAACGCAGGAUUUAUUACCAAUUGCUGUAAGGCUAAUCUAGUAUCUUUUCUACAUAAAUAUUCCUCAGAAAACUAAUGAUACACUUGACAUUAAAAUACAAUGUGCUUCCCUUCAAAGGCAAGUCUUUUCUGCAUGCAUUUAUAAUCCGUAAUCCUGAUUCCCUUUAUGCUUUUUGGAAUUACUUUCAAACAAUUCCACGGUUGGCAACAAAUGGAUCUUAUUUGCGAGUGAGAUCAACCACCAACAGAUUCUUUGGCACAAAUACUUUCGUAUGUUACUUGACCAAACUAUAUGCUAUAAGGGGCAGCAAUGAGAGAGCAGCUGUUGCUAAGGAAGGCAGCUGACAUAAACCUAGAAGACGGACGUCGUAACCAUUUGUGCUAGUUAAAUAGCUGUUUAAAUGCCUUUUUAUAAGGAUACAUUGUUAUUAACAUCUGCUCACACUUAAUCUAAAGAAUGGUUUGGAACAGCAAGCAUCUGCUGGAUUAAGAGAAGGGUGGACUUUUGAGAAACUGUAACACAUCUUUCUUGUACAAGGUCCUAAGCUGAAGUCUGUGGAUUCACAGUCCUGCAGCUCCCUCAUGCAGGCACUGCUCAGAUAGACGAGAUUUUGUGAGGAAACAAAGGGGCUGGGACUGUUACUAAGCCCCAGCAAGGACCACUGUGGCCAAAGAGGUUACUUGGGCAUAACUGCUCCCUCAGAGACAGUGCUCCUUUCAGAACCAGGAGGUAGAGAGGGAAGGCUGAGGCAGUGAUAAGGUCAGCAUAAAGCAAACACACUAGUUUGUCUCUAUCGGUGUAUUUGCACUGUGCCAACCUCCCUGCUUCCUUGCUCCUCCUGGUAAGCAGCAGUGAUGCAACUGGCUGAAGGAGCACUGCCCCCUCACUCAGCCAUCUGCUGCUGCCAUUACCCUGUUGCUAGGAGGACGAAAAGCAGAUGGGCUGAUUUUCAAAGCAGAGAAAAAAAGGGCAAACCUGGAUAUGAAAGAGUUUUAAAGUCCCUCUUUGCCUCACCUUCCAGGUCUUCUGUUUUAGACUAGCCUCCGCAGUUUCAUUUUGUAAAUGGGCCCAGACUGCACAUGUGGGGUGGUGCUUUGAAAGCACCCAUGUCAAAGCUCCCUAUAUAGAUGAAGCCCACAAUUUGCGCUGGCUUUACUUAUGCAAGCGCAACCUUAUGCAGGCGGGAUAAAUAAGUAAAUGGAGAGCCAGGGAAACCCACCAUUCUCUGCUCUCUAUUUAUUAAUUUCCUGAGCACUCAGCAGAUUCUCCUUGCUUGACAGACUUUGGGAAGGUGUCACAAGGACUCUGGAACACUGCCAGAGGCCCCUCACUGCCUUCCCAAAGCGGGGUGACCAAGGCACUGGGCUUCGGGAAGGAGGUACGCAUACCCCUGGAACUGAAUCCUUGCAUAAGUGGCAGGCCUACUGUAUAGCAAUUUAACAUGCUGGGAAAAUGUGAUAGCUCAGGAGUCAUUUUGAGCAUGAAUUUUGAUGCUGUAUGGACCAGAUUUACAUAGGAAUUUGUCAGUCUGUUCGAGUGUGGCUCCUCAACGGGACCCAUGCUAAUGAAGGUAACUUACAACUAUUUCACUGGCAGGCAAAAGCCAACAGGCAGUAAAAGGAACUACAGUCAUACCUUGAAUCCCCAAUGCCUUGGUACUAGGACGUUUUGGCUCCCGAAUGCCGCAAACCCGGGAGUUUUCCGGUUUGUGAACGUUCUUUGGAACCCAAAUGUCCAACGGGGCUUCCACGACUUCCGCUCAGCUGCAGGAGCUUCCUGCAACCAAUCAGAAGCCGUGCUUUGGUUUCCGAACGUUUUGGAAGUUGAACAGAUUCUGUUUGACUUCCAAGGUAUAACUGUACAAGAAAAAUACAAGAGAAAAAGCACACAAUAUUAACAGGAGGUGCUGUGAGUUACAUUGCUGAUUAACAGCCUGAUGGUGUUGGUUUAAACUCCAGACUUCAGCGAUACAUAAUUUUAAAUAAGAAUGCGUAGGGUUGUACCCAACUUUUUGUAUUCUAAUAUUACAUUACAUCUUGUCAGUCCUUGGGAUGGUAUAAUAAGUGACCAUUAUUAUCAGGUUGAUAUUUUUUUUUUUUUUUACCACUAAUCUUUCUUUCCAUAAUAUUUGGUGUAAGUUCACAUAUCAUGCAUGGUUUAGCUGAAAGUGCAUGUCCUGGAACAAGCCUUGAAAGAUUAAUAGAAAAUUCCAUGGAAGACACAAGAUCUACCCACUCUGGAAGAAUGGCAGAUGAAGGUGAUUGACUAUAUGGAACUGGCGGAAAUGACUGGCAGAAUCCGAGACCAGGGAGAAGAGUCGGUGGAAGAAGAUUGGAAGAAAUUUAAAGACUAUUUACAGAAAUAUUGUAAAAUUAAUGAAUGUUAGAAUGAUGUUGGAUAGAAAUUAAAUGGUUUUUAGCUGAAAUAUUAUAAGGGAAUAUGAAAAAUGGAUUACUAACAGGUAAAAAUUUAAUGUUACAAUACUUUAAGAUUAAAGAUUAGGAUAAACAAAGAGGGGAAGGAUUUGCUGAACCAACAAACUGAACUGGAAUACAAAAAAGGGAGGCGUGAGGAGGUCUGGGAAACAAGCUAAUGAAAAAUAAGUAAUGGAAAGAUUGAUUUGUUUUUAACUAUUUUUAUUUUGUAUUUUUCUUUUUUCUAUUUUUAUUUUGUAAUAUUUUGAAAACCUUAAUAAAUAUCUUAUAUAAAAAAAAGAAAGAUUAAUAGAAAAUUCCACAUCAGAGUUGUUAUUUGUAAAGACGACUAAUCAAUUUAGGAAUAUGAAUAAUACAAUUUGGUUCCCUGGAAGAAUUUUUUUUAUUCAUUUAUGUAUUGUAUAUUAUUUUAUGUAAUACAGGUUGUAGCUUGUCUUUAUGUUUUUUCCUGAAACUAUUUUGUGAUGGCCAAUGGUCGUAAGCAACAAAGGAGACAGAAUUCCAAAAUUGCAUAAAUCUAAACAGUUAAUUUUUUUACAGGCAUCCAAACCUAUUAUUUGUUUUCUAACUAUGACCACCUUGAACCUUUCAUAUAAUCACUGUAUUCUAGGUUGUUGUUGUUUUUUAAUCAUGCAUUCCACAAUGAAAUUAUGGGAUCAGUGCAUAUUCCAUCAUACCAAAAGUAUAGUGCAGAAGAGUUUCUCGUGAUUUGUGACACCAUUUGUUUAUAUAGUUACAGACGCCUUUUUUAAAUUUUCCUUAUAGGGUCCAAUCGCAUCAGCAGCAUCUGGGCUGUCUACUCUAGCAAGCAACCAGGGUCCUCCUCCACCUCCACCUCCUCCUCCUCCACCACCACCACCACCAGGACCUCCUCCUGUCUUUGAUACAGAAAAUGCAAAAGAUGAUGCAACUGCAACCCGCUCAGCCUUAUUUGCCCAGCUGAACCAGGGAGAAACAAUUACCAAAGGUGCCAAGAAAAUAAUACAUUUGAAAUUUGAUAGUCAUUAUCUUUUUUGUUUCUUCAAGAAACAAACACCAAGCAAGCUUUCAUUAACUGCCAUGCGUCUUUCUCUAGGGCACAGAGCCACUGGUCAAGGAAGCGCAAAAUGACAUCCUGAUUGCUUUCAGGACCCUGUGUACACAAAAGUACAUCAUUUAGAAACCUGAUGCCACUCUUGUAACAUUAAUUUGCUGUCAGUUGAUUCCGGAGUCUCUUUUGAUGUUGCACACCUUUACAUUUUGAGAAACAUUAAGUGUUGUGCUCUUAAUCAGACAUAAAGCUCUCAGUUGGUAGAGCAAGAGGCUCUCCAUUUCAGGGUUGUGGGUUCGAGCCCCACAUUGGGCAUAGGUUUCCUGCAUUGAGGGGGCUGGGCUAUAUGACUUGUGGUCCCUUCCAGCUCUGUGACUCCAUGAUACUCUAUAAAUAGAAUCAGGCAUAAUGCUUUUCUGCAGGCAAAGUUGCAUUAAAAUGCAAGUGCCUGUUGAUUUAUCGAACACAACACAAUAGCAAAUGUUGGGCCACCAUAUCAACCAAUCUGAUGAAUGCUUUUAGGUGCACGAAGCUGCUAUUUUUGUACAGCUGCUUGUGGUUUUCUUAGGGCUUCGCCAUGUCUCUGAUGACCUGAAGACUCAUAAGAAUCCCAGUCUUCGGGCUCAGGGGACACCGAUUCGAUCUCCUACAAAAAGCCAUGCACCAAAUCUGACUACUCCCAAGCCUCCCCAGCAGAGCCACUGUCCUGUGUUGGAACUUGAAGGAAAGAAAUGGAGAGUGGUAAGCUCAGCUCACGUAUAAAUGACCUUUACUAGAGUAAACUGACCUGGUUUACUGAACUUUCUCUGGAGUAAGGAGUGUGCAAAAGGUGUACAGUCGUACCUCAGAAGUUGAACGGAAUCCGUUCCGAAAGUCCAUUCGACUUCCAAAACAUUUGGAAACCAAAGUGUGGCUUCUGAUUGGCUGCAGGAAGCUCCUACAGCCAUUCAGAAGCUGUGGAAGCCCUGUCGGAUGUUCAGGUUCCAAAGAACGUUCGCAAACCAGAACACACACUCCCGGGUUUGCGGUGUUCAGGAGCCAAAACAUCCGAGUAUCAAGGUGUUCGGGAUUCAAGGUAUGACUGUAGUAACAUACUGUAUGAAACAGCACAUUCAAGCAUCUCAAUGUUUCCCUUUAAGUAAAUGCCAUAAGAUGUUGGUGUAACUGUGCUCUGCAUGAAAUAGCAUACUGCCAUAUUUCCACAAACGUAAGUAAAUUGCGAGGAGGUGGAGCCCCACUUAAGAACAUGACCUGGAAUGAUAUGCACCAAUGACGCUGGAAAUAAUUAUGCAGUCUUUGGGAAGAAUCCUCAGAAUUGCUUACUUGCAAAUAUUGUUAGAAAGUUGGGUAUGAUAUUAACAAAUUUGCAGAACAAAUAUUGCUUCCAAUCUAAAAGUCAAACAAAGGCUGAACUUUCAGUGCUGUUCCCCUGAUGACCGGCAUGUUUGACCUCUUAUCACUGCAGGUAGUUUUUUCUUUAAAAAUGUGCUUAUUUAAAUUUCACCCAAAAUGUUUGGAAACUUCACCCAAAAUUGGAUUAAUUUCAUUUGUUAAAAUCUCAAAUAAUUAAACUUCGAAAUCAUUUUGGAUAACUUUGUCUAGCCCAAAGAAAUACACAAAUUACUGAUACCAUGUAUACCUGUGUUCAUUCUCAAAACACUCCUGUGGGACUUGCAGCUUGGUGGAAAAGCAGGUGAUACACCAAACAAAUGUAGCUGCAGGUUAGAUUCUCACCCACUUUUUGUGAGAUAAUAGUGAUUGGGAGAAAAGUGCAAAUGCUACGAUCUGUUAAGGCUAAUCUGUGGUAUGUUCCUUCUUUUCUUUCUUUUUAAUGCAGGAAUACCAAGAAGACAAGAAUGACCUUUUAAUUUCUGACACUGAACUCAAGCAAGUAGCUUACAUUUUCAAGUGCAACAAAUCUACAUUACAGAUGAAAGGAAAAAUUAAUUCCAUUACAGUUGGUACGUGUGCUUAUUUCUAGAGUGAAGACUAAGGCUGUAAUCCUAUGCACAUAUACCUGGAAUAAGCCCUGUUGAAUAUAGUGAGACUUACUUGUGUGGGGGGGGGGGAGGAUAUGCAUAGAAUUGUAAUGAAUGUCCUGCAAAGCUUUUAUAGGUGAUAGCACUUUAGGACACAAUUGUUACUCCUUUUGAAAUCUGGGGGGAUAAGAAUGUGAAUAAAAUUACCUAGAUUCUCAGAGUUGAUUCCAAUGUUAGUAAUACUCAUCCAUUAAAAUUAAUGGACAUGAUUAACAUAAGUCUGUUAAUUUCAGUAGAUCUACCGUAUUUUUCGCUCCAUAGGGCGCACCGGACUAUAGGGCGCACCUAGUUUUUAGGGGGGGAAAUAAAGGGAAAAAAAUUUAUCCCGCCGCGCUCCGAAGGCUUGCGGAUAGCUGCCUGAAGCUUCAGGCUGCAGGCUGCUACUCCCGCCAGGCUCUGAAGGCUUGCGGAUAGCUGCCUGAAGCCUGGAGCGCACCUUCCCCUCUCGCUCUCCAGGCUUCAGCGAAAGCCUGCAUUCGCUCUAUAGGACGCACACACAUUUCCCCUUCAUUUUUGGAGGGGGAAAAGUGCGUCCUAUAGAGCGAAAAAUACGGUACUCUGUAAAUCUUAAUUAGCUACAACCCGUAAACACUUGCAAGUUGUAGCAGUUAAUCGCUUUCUCAUAUGUUCAACAAUAGAUAGCACUGAAUACAUUUUGUGACCUUUUUAUUUCUCCCCAUUUUUCCAGACAAUUGCAAAAAGUUUGGCCUUGUGUUUGACAACGUUGUGGGUAUUGUUGAAGUGAUCAAUUCCAAGGAUAUUCAGAUACAGGUAAACAUCCAUUCAUAACACUAAUACAGGGAACAAGAAAGAUAGACUCUCCUACUCCACCUGCUGAGGUUCCACUGAUCAUCAGCUUCCACCAACAGCUCCUCUUUGUAUUUUUAAAAAACAUGCAUGUUAGAUGCAAAGAUGCAUUUAACACCGUGUCUAGUUGGGCCUUUAAGUUAUAUCUCUCUGUUGCUUUCAUGCUCUACUUUUGAGCUUCAGCAACAUUUACACUAUAUUUAUAACAUGGUGUGACUAUUAAUUCUUUCCAUUUUAUAUAUGCACCUACAAAUGUGCUCUUUGUGACCUCAGGCAACCUUUGCUCUUUUAUAGAGAAGGAAGGAGGGAGGGGAGAAAUAUCACCAGGCAUUGCUCUUGACAAGCAGUGACUCAGUCCAUCAAUCUGUGGUGUCCUUUACAUCUGUUAAACUUUCAGUAAGAGCUGGCUAAUAUCCAUCUGCUUUGUUCCCUGUACCCGCCUUCAAAGAAACAUGCUUAUUCUAUGGAAUAUCCUGCUUAGGGAGGUCCUCUGAUCCACUUUCUCCUCUCCUUUAGGGGGCACGCAAAGGUCAUUCUGUGCACAGGUGAGAUGGAGAGGAGAUAGGUUGUUGAUGGAUGACAAUAUUUCACAAUCUAGGUAUCUGAAGAACUGCCUGCAAACCUCCUUGAUUGUUUAGGUUUUCCUCAGAUGGAUCUUGCCCCCCUUAGCUGACUGCCUGGCACCUAUUCUGAUGAUAUUUUCAAUGCCGGGGGGGGGGAAUUGCCAGAGAGCUGCAUGUCACCUGAUCCUGCUUCAAUGGAAGGCCUGUUGAAAUUAAAGUGGGUAACAUGAGAGCAAUGCUUGGCGAAUUUUUUAUGCAACCAUUCACAGUUGUUUAUAACACGGUGGCAACGGACUAUGGGGGCUGACUUGUGUAUUGAAUUACCAUUGAAAUUUUGCUGGUUUUAAUUAAGCUCUGCCUGGUCUGGUGGAAAAAACCCCAAAACACUUCUCUGUUGGUGUUAACAUCUUUUUCUUUACUAUUUUGAUUUGUUAUAAAGUCCUUUGAUUGUUCUGCAGGUAAUAGGGAAAGUGCCAACCAUUUCAAUUAACAAGACUGAAGGCUGUCAUAUAUACCUCAGUGAGGAAUCAUUAGAUUGUGAGAUUGUGAGUGCUAAGUCAUCUGAAAUGAACAUCCUUAUCCCAAAGGAUGGUGAUUAUGUAAGUGUACUAUUUUAAAACUUUCUGAUACAAAUUCCUGAAAUACACACUGAAUCGUAUACUGACAGCAAGUUGCUUUGAGGAAAACAGUCUUUUGGAUUAAAGUAAAUCAUAUCUGGAAUAUAUACAGUAUAAUUAAUAUAUACUCAUUCUCUUUCUCUUUUUGUUCUGGUGUGGUAUUCUGUAUAUGGUGUUAAGGUUUAGACUUAUUAUAAGUUAUUGUUAAGUUUAAGUUGUCUGCUGCAACUGGAUUUCUUUUGGACAGCACCAAUCCUGAACGUAUUGGAUUUGUGGCCAUUGUGCUCAUUUGCCAUCAAUAGCAGUAACACUCUGCUGGAUGAAAUAUUAAUUGCCCCUGGUCUUUUUUUUUUCUUUUUUUUCUAAUCCUGCAACAUGUUUAACUUUUAACUAUACAUUGGAAUCUGCUCUGGAUCAAUAUUGAGUAGAAUUUCUAUGACAGCAUUUUCUUACUUUUUGGCAUUUAUGCUAUCCUAACCUUAUGUUCUAACCCUACACAUAAAAGAUUGGGAUGGUUGCCGUCAAAUUAGAUCAAGAGGAGAAAUCACAACAAAAAAUGCAAAAAUGCCACACUUGUUUCCCCCCCUGAAUGUAAUCAAGAAAGUCCUUUAUAGCAUGACUGACUUAUAAAAGCCUCCUCAGUCAUGUGCCACUAACAGUGAGGGCAUCAGUUUUCAUAACAGCCACUUGUUUGACCAACUGACAUUGUCAAUCUUGUGUCCAUAUAGAAAGAAUUUCCUGUUCCUGAGCAGUUCAAGACAUCGUGGGAUGGAUCCAAGUUGGUCACUGAUCCUACAGAGAUUGUGGGUUAA
Molecule: messenger RNA, 51375 nt
Organism: Podarcis lilfordi (Lilford's wall lizard)
Lineage: Eukaryota; Metazoa; Chordata; Lepidosauria; Squamata; Lacertidae
Source: the annotation of a GenBank genome assembly